AUGAGGAGGCAGAAAGAAAAAACAAACAAGGUGAGAAUGGUAAUGUUUAAUGUUAUUUUAGCUUUAGGAUAAGAGGGUAUACUAAUCAGUUAAGUUUAAAGGCUAAGAUUGAUCUAUUAGCAAAAUUCCAGCUAUAUAAAUACAAUGUAUAUCGUUCUCCCCACACUUGUUCCACAGCCGAUGUAGCAGGGUUCUGUUUGGUAGCUCUCGUGAGCAAAUACCCUCGCUUCUAGUAAAAAGGUGAGGUUGAGGUUAGAAAGUACUUGCCUCUCUUUUGGAAAUGACAUGUCUUAAUUUUAAUAAUACGUGUUAUAUGUAUUUACCUCUGAUGCUGAAGAGGGUCUAAAAUAGACAGGAACAACUAGUUAUUGUGUGUUUUAUUUUUACGUAUGAAUAAAAUGCUGUAUACCUUCGAACAAUUUGGCAGUCGGCCAAACAAUUCCCAUCCACUAUAAACCGGCGAGCGAAUGAGAGAUACUGCCUCAAAUUUUGUAUUACGACAAUCGUAUUGAACAGCUGAAUCUAUUGUAGAGAGGAAAAGUUUCCGUAAAACUUUCCAACUUCGAAAUCAGGAUCUUGCAAAUUAUGCAUUGUGACAAGGGAUAAGAAUGUUGCUCUGGGAAUAAAUAAAGGAAAUAUGGAUUUGACACUGAAAGGAUAAAUUUUCUCCUACCAUGAGGACAGUGGUAUAAAUAUUCAGCUAAAGAUUUCGAAGCUAUCCGGUACUAACUAAAAUUUUCAAUGUUAUAUGGAAAAAACGAAAAACUGAAGAUCUAUUAACUUUCGACCAGAUGGCAGUUUCAGCGAUAUUACUGAAGUUUUUUCAGUACCAUGCAUCGUAGGUCCACAUUUAUUUAGUUCACAUGUUUGCAUCAUACCCGCAACAUUCACCACCAUUAGCCUCAUCUUGAAAUUGUAAACUUAUGAUAACAAUCAGCUGAAAAUAGUACUUAUGUGCAAUCAGUGAAUAUAUAAAGAAUUUUGUUCCCAAACGAGGCUUGGAUGACGUGAAUAUUUGCUAGUUCUCGCUGAAGGUAGACACGUAUGGCAAUAUAUAGGUAGGUUACUAGUAAACUGCCUUAGGUUGUCAGUCAGGCCAAGACACAAACUUAUAGGAGGAAAUUAACAGAUGUAGAAUAUAUUAUUAAUUACAGACAAGAUGGUAUCUUAGAUACUGUAACAGUAGAAGUUUUCAUGUUUUGUGAACAAUAUGGUAUUUAAAAUUAAACCUUCAACAUUACCAAAUUUAGAACCUAGUAAAAUCAUUCAAAACCACAAGAUUUUCAAAAUGCAUCACUGAAGAUAUGAUCAAAAGGCCGUCCUAAAGCUUACAACGUUUUGCAUUAAUUUUAAGAUGGCGUUAACUUUUAGAAUUACUGACCGGGAGCCUGGCAAGGCGUUGCGUAGAGGAAGAAAAUUUAGCAGAUGUGCCAAAAGAUUUAAAAAAAAUUAGAGAAAUCUUAGAGCUAACCAAAUUAGCUAAAUAUUAUAAAAUGAGCACUUUUAAAGAGGAUCAGUAUUUUCACAAGACAAGGGCCGAGAACUUUGAAUAAUCAUCAAAUGGUACGCAUGCUCUAUUUGUUCAGUGCCGGCAUAUAUUUAAGGCAUAUAUAGCGAUCAGUAAUUACCUUGCAGUAUAACUGUUAACCUCGCAUAACAAUUCAUAAUCACCGUUUUCUAAGUCAAGGACCCUGGAGAAGGUUUUAAAUUCAAGGUAUCCAGAUUAAGGUUUCAUCCACCCUCAAGUACCCUCCCUGCGUUGAUCGGCGCUAGCGCUUUUGCUUUUAAUAAAUACCCCCAUAAACCGUACAUUUUAUGAAAGCUUAAUAGUUCCAGAUUAUUGCUUAUUCCUUUUAAAAAAUCAAAAUAUUAACACGAUUCAGAAAUGAGAAGCUUUUUGUGAAAGUGGGUGUCACUGUAAAUUUAAGUCCAGGCCAGCCAAAAAUAAACGGAAGAAGCCAAUUAAGAUCGCAUUCGCUUCUUAGCACGUGUCUCAGAUUUUUGUUAAGCGGGUUUGUUCUUUUGUUAUAAGCAGUUGAAGUUAGGGAUAGCAAAUCAUUAGCACUACCUGUGAAAAAAUACUCUUACUGAAAAAAUAUCGUUACGGGUUGCCGACUUGGAGUUUAAAACGUACCCUCAACUUGCCCUGAUUUUCAUUUCCAGAAAACAGGGGGAAAAGAUUUUUGGCGGCGUAUUACCUGUGACGAGAUUAUAACAGAUUAUAACACCAAAGCUGUCAGUGUUGAUACAUACCAGAAAAGGGACAACAAUAGUGACACAGCAGGAAAAGGUUACAUACAAAACCCGACAAGAGAUGAACAAUUUAUUUCAAAGGCUCUGCUCUGUUCGAUCCUUCUCAACCUCGUUCCCAGGGUUCUCUCCUACCCGCCCUACGGAGCGGACCCGUAGGGCGGGUAGGAGAGAACCCUGAGAACGAGGUUGGAUCCUUCUGUUGUCGAGAAAGCAUCUUUAGUUAUUUGCGACUGGCAGUUUUCAUUUUGAGCCAAGCCAACUUUUACUCGAUACAUUUUCUAAAAGUUCGACACUUCCCUGGAAAAAUCGCCAACAAACCGCUUCCUGGAGUGUUUUCUUGAAGCUGCUCUCCCGCUACAAUAGACUUUCAAAAACGUCCUUCGUCCGAUGUUUAUAUGGCGCGGGACCUGUCGCGAAUUUGUCGCUCGCUUGGCCGCUUCGCGGCGUAAAAAGCUCGCUCCGCUUGUUAAGAAACUCGUGAAACUCGAUUUUGCGGCAGUUUCAAUGGGUUUUCAGAAGCUUUGUCACCUUUUAACCAUUUUUGUAGAUUGUAGUAGGAGCAAGAGAGGAUAAAGGGGACAGAGAAGGCAUCCCCCAUACACACCUAAUUCCAUAGGUAAUUCGUCUCGAGUUAUUUUUAGAAUAGGGAUAAAGUUACCUCGCACGCUGCGUGGAUGUUUCGUGGAGGUUUCUCAUGAAAGCGUAAAGAGAUCGAGAACCUGGGAAAAGGGAAUCGCUAGACUCUUUGACAACCCGUGAAAUCAGUUUAACUCGAAGUUGUCGUAACCUCAGUGCUUUAAUAAAGUGAGAAAUUUCGCCGGUCUAUUGAAACCGGUCUUUUGUACAAUAAAGCAAGUAGGACGCCAAGUGUUAUUUUUGUUUAAUAAUAAAAGACUAAUGAAAGAAUAAAUAUCAAACCAGAAAUUGCUCUCUACAAACUGUAAAUUAUAAAUGAUCCUGAGAGAAUAUUCAGUGUGUUAAGGAUUUCCCUGCUGUACUGUUAGCUCUAUACAAGAGAGGAAGGGCGAUUCUUUUUUAAUUUCCAUUUCGCUGACACCGCUUUAGUAGAAAUCUCUCUUUAGUCGUUUUCGUCGACAAAACGAAUAGCAAUAUCGCUCUCCGCGUCUUCCACCAUUUUUUUUGUGCGUCAAUUCGUGAAGGACGCGUGGCUCUGAGCGUGGGUCAUCCACGGGGAACAUAUUCGCGCUAUGUGAUUGGCUGUAAUCCCCCUUGGGAUCUGUGGUCUUAAAAAUAAGUCGAGACGAAUUACCUAUGGAAUAGGGUGUGUAUUGGGGAUGCCUUCUCUGUCCCCUUUAUCCUCUCUUGGUAGGAGCCCACUCUCUGAUUUCGAAGCCCACACUUUGCAAAACGAUUUUGUCGUCUUCUUUCGUCUCGGAGUCAAGGGCGAAAGCGGACAAACUCUUUUUUCUUCUUUGGAGGCACUCACUUUCAAAAUCCAGGGGUAAACAGUGAGCACUAUACUUGUAGACCACGAUUUCUGUCAAAUUGCGUGAUUAGCUUGGUUCAACAGCGGCAUACGUAUCAAGUAUGACAGGACUUGUAAACGAGCAAUUAAAAUAAUUAGCAUGUAAAAAAACUUUUGCGCUCCACAAGUCUGCACAGAAAAAACAUUUUUUCCUGGAAUUUUUUUAAAAUGAAAGCUCUUGAUGAGCUCUACUUAAUCAUCUAAAAAUUGAAAAUUUCGAAAAAUGACGAUUUUCUUGCCCUGGAUGAUACCUUAAUUAAAAAAUCGCCAUUUUUUAGUUUUCUUUUAAUUUGAUAGCAUUUUAAAAUUUAUUCUUCAGCUGGGUUUACUAUGCAGGUGAUCCUAACAUCCAACGUCCUCUGCUCUUCGCUAGACGAGAAGAGCGUUUAUCACGUAGAACAUAAGACACAUUUGAAAAAAAAUCAGACGAAAGUGCUCUCUAAAAGCUAAUCAGCUCUACCGUAGUUCUUUUGAAGAACACUGAAUCGUUAUUGAACGCAUUUACCUUGUCCCAUAAGUAAAUAUUUGUUGUAAUUUAAAAUUGUUAAUUGUCAAAAUUUUGUAAAUUUGUCAUUCAAUAUUGAAAUUUUUAAUUUCAGAAAACUGAAACUAGCAUGCUCAGUACGCCCGCUGCUGUAUAGCUUCUCGAAUUUUAAUCAAUUUAAUUAAAAUUCGUAUACUUUUUGACGAUUCAUGGUCACGUGAUGUAGCUAAGAGGCAUAUAAACGUUUAUCCUACGCACAAAGUAGUUGGUACAUGACUUACGUACCAAAUUUUACGAGUUGCGUCAGGUGACAUUGUGAAUUAUAAUGUAGAUCAUCAAAUUUUCAGCGAGGAACUGAAGCUUGAAUACGCAGUAAUAAGGACUCUUACUAUUUAUUUUGCAGAAAGGCGCAAUUGUGUCAAGGGCAAAAAUGUUCCAAGCGAUAAACGACGAAGAUAUUAACGCUCUCCAGGAAAUUCUGAAAGAACAGAGUUCACAGCUCCACAAUGCAAGAACGGUAAAUAUGUAACAAUUCCGCUUAGAUCUGACCUAGAACUAGAUACUAGAAAUUAUCCAAAAGCAAGGUCUGAAAUGAAUUUCUUCUCGAGUUGUUUACAUAUACAUAACUUUGGAUAAUUUUUCUGAACGACCUAUAUUAGCAAGCGGCGAGAUAAAAUUGAUAGUUUAAUUGGAAUUCUAACCUUUGCAGAAUGUUACGUGAGGAUUUAUUACAUAGCAGUGUAAAACUACCAGCAAACAACGAUAAGAUGAUAUUUGGCGUUAACGAUGCAACGUUUUGUUUCGCAGUAAAGCAGGUGUACUUAUGGACAAAUAACUGUUUUAUGGUAAACGUUAAAGAACUGAAUGACAUAGGGACUUCUUUCAAUUAAAGCCUUGAAUGCUUUUAUCAUUAUUUUCAAAGCAGCAUUGAAAACUGAGUUUCACUGUUUUUACUGUGCUAGUCAAAUAAUGGCUUUCGUGAAUGAAGUCAUGGCAUUCGAGCAAUGAUUUUUGGUUUUCGCUUAAAAUCAACUGCCUGCCGAGUUCCUUAAGUUUCAUAUCUUUCUUUUUCUUUUUUAAUUAUUAUUUUCUGUUUCUGGUGAUGGAUAUUGUGAUUCAAUGACCCUUUUUUUCUAUAACAAAAGUAACCGUCUGUUGAACUGCAGUGAUCAAGCAGGUUUAAUUCACCAAUUACUUGCCACUAAAGUCGUUUUACUAGUUGGGUGUCUAGAAAUCUGCCGUUUGACAAAGUCGACUUUAAGCAGUUUUAUCUCCAAAGACAUUUUUUAAUUUUCAAUUACCGUUGAUUUAAUUUUUAAGGCGCAAACAUGUUUAUCUUUGUGUCAAAUUUCGUAAUUAAUUUAGCGCUGUUGGGAUGACAUUUAUCGCGUUAAUUUUCCAUUUUUUGCAAGUAUGUCCAUCAGCUUAACCGCACAACGACGUCUGCAACUCCUACUCGAUCAGGUGGCUUGAAUGAUACAUGUUUCAGUUGACAAAAAAAUUUCUUUUUUUUAAAUAUCGUUGAAUAAAUAAGAUGCCUAAAAAACGGGUUAAAGGUUUUUUUCCUUCGAACGCUAUACCCUAGACUCACGACAAAAAAAGACUUCCAGAAACUUGGGUCAUAAGAUAGUUAGCAAUUAUUGGAUGAGGCUGAGUUCAAUACGAACAAUUAUGCAGCUGCGGAAAGUUUUCUCUACCAAGGCCGAAGGAUAAGGCGGAAAAAAAUCAAUCUCAUUGAUCUGCAUAAUUUUUCAUAUCAUACGAAAGCUGAAUCUAUUGAUUAUUUUAUUAUUCGUUCAAAUUAUUUCUAACUUAAACAAACACGCCAGCCUCGAUGAUCUACAUAUAUGUUCCUGUCCAGUUUUCAUAUUUCACGGAAGUUUUGGUAUGUUCAGUUUAUUCUUGCAGACAUUCUUCCAAUAAUAAUAAUAAAUAAAUAAUAAAUAAUAAUAAUGGUUUAUUAACAGUAUUUCCAUAAAAAAUGGCUCUACAUCUGCUAAUAAAAUAUAUUGUGAAAUAAUUCAUUAAUUCCGUAUACAUUAUUCAGGAGCAGAAAUGUGCGUGGCAAAAAAACUGACAGAGUAGCUACCUAAGUAAACUAACUACCUAACUGUGGUUAAAAACUGAAUUUGGAACUAUAGUAGUAUAUUACUCCUCUUUACUUCGCUCUUUUAAAGUAUUGAUGGUCUGUUUAGAAAAAGACCCAAAAUUUGUACGAGAUUGGACAAGAGCAGGUAGGGAGUUGAAAAGUUUGGACGCACAGUCCUGGAAGGUAUUCGUUUCCAGCAGUGUUGGCUAGGUUUAUUGUCUCACUAGAGCGUAUAGUGUCCUUGAGUGGCUAAUAGUUUCUCAUUUCGUAUUUCUUGGCCAGUAUUCAUGGUACAAAGCCUUAUGAAAAAAAUACAAGAUCCUGUUCAGCGUGGAAAAUAAAAAUAGGUUCUUAUACGAAAAUAUCAAUCCGCAAUUUUGAUGGUCAAAAUUCUAGAUUUUAAUUGUGUGAGAAACUUCCGACAAAAAGUUAUUGUGUAUGUUCUUUGAUUAACAUUUGUGUGGAUUUUUACUAGAAAUAUGUUUUCCAUAAAGCUAGAGUGCAAUAUAGACGAUAUAAAAUCUAAAUAUCUUAUAAAAUAAAAUAUCGAAAUGUAUUGAGUCGACGUUCUACUUGGACCUUGACUGAAUUAUCAUCAACCAAUAUGUGUUAGACUUAGUGGUGCAAUAUUUCUGCCAAUGGUUACACCACGACAACCUCUGAAAAUUAAGAACGUACUGAGAACCUAAUCAGACUACCCUAAAAUAUAAGAACCUGUUCAGCCUGACCUCGAAAAUUCUAGGUUCUUCUAAGCGGGUUUUUACUGAUUAGUGGACAUGGGUUUAAGGAAACAGGCCAUUUGAUAAAAAGCUUAGACAUAAGCGCGGCAAUUAGUUGGUAAACUAUGAGACCACCUUUUAAAAUUAGCGAGUGUCACGGAUUUAGACAUUUUUAUCUCCAAAGACAUUGCUUAAUUUUCAAACAAACAUGUUUACAUUUGUGCCAAAUUUCGUAAUUAAUGUAGUGCGGUAGAGAGGACAUUUAUCGUAAUGAUUUUUCUUUUUAAAGUAUGUCCAUCAGCUUAACCGCGCAACCUUGUCUAAUGAAAACUCUCACUCGAUCAAGCGCCUUGAAUGAUACAGGUUUCAGUUGACAUUUAAAAAAAAUGGCUUUUCUCUUUUUAACUUUGUUAGAAUGAAUAAGAUGCUCAAAAAACCCGCUUCACUCUCAGCUUUUCCUUCUAACGCUACGCCCUAGACUCACGAUGAAAAGAAAGCCCCGAAAAACUUGAGUCGAUUAUAUUGGAUGAGGCUGAGUACCAUAUGAAGAAUUCUGCAGAUAAAGGAAGGUUUUAUCCACCGAGGCUGAAGGCGGUUUAGUAACCUCAGAGAUCCGCACAAUAUUUCAUAUCAUACGGAAGCCGAAUCUCAGCGAUUAUUUUAUUAUUCAUUCAAAUUAUUUCUAACUCCAACUAACACCCUUUCCUUGCAGACCGUUUGUUAAAAAAACUUUAACACUGGACAUAAGCAUGGAAUUAAUAAGUUCGUGAACUAUGAGACCGCCUUUAAAACAUGAUUAGCGAAUGUCAUCUUCGUGUUUAGGUAACCGUGGCAGAAUAAGCUCAGUCGGUAAGAGCGCUUACUGCAGAGUGGGAGGUCGCGGAUUAGGGGCCGGACAGAUACUCAGGUCCUAAACUACUAACUGAGAAAUGAAAGUACUCCCUUUGCACUGCAAGUGGCUAGACGUUCGCGUGGCUCCGAUAACCACGUAAAAUGACGAUCCCGUCUCCCGCCUCUCAAUUCGAGACGUAAAAAUAGUGACCCCAAUUAGUACUUUAGUAUUAGUACUCUAUUUUAAAAAGUGCAUAACUUAAGGUAUUCAUCAUAAGACAAACAGUUUUUAUUUUUAUUUCUUAUAGGAAGAAGGGGAUUUUGCAUUACACGUAGCAGCUCGUGUAAGAAAUACUGAAAUAAUUAAACAUCUGAUGGAGAGCGGAGCUAAAGUUGACUUACAAAAUGUUAGUACAUUUAGAAAGAGGAUAGAAAUUGGAAAAAGAAUAAGUAGAUGGUUAUGAUAGACCGUUAUAUAGUUUAAUUCUAGUCAGGAGCCGAUAUUAUAGUAUAAUUUUAGGCAUAGCAACAUUAGAAGUUCAUCUAUUUUUUAUCAUCAUUUUAUGGAUUAGGAAGUAUAUUUAAUAUAUAAUUAUCCGGCAUCAAACAGCUUACUAGUUCGACCUCGAAGGUUUAUCCGCUGACUUCCUGUCACCUUGAUGACGCCCAGGGUUUUACUCAGCUAAAACAAAGAUAGCAUUAGAUGUUUGAAACUUCGGGUAAUUAACAUGUAAUGAAAGUUGUUUUACAGCUUAUAUCAAAUUGUUACUGCCAAACGGUACACUGCGAAAAUUUUGUAGCGCUUAAAUAACAUCUUACUUGUUUUUUUUUUGUUUUUACACUAAAAACAACUCGAAACAAUCAUUAUGCUCGGGGACAAUAUUGUAAAUCGUAUUCAGAUCAUCACAAAAGGACAUCAAAAUAACUUACUCCCCCCCCCCCCCACCUCACUACAUAUUGUUACGAUAUGUAAAUUACUGAAUAUAAAAUCCUUGCGAUAUGUAAAUUUUUAAAAGAAUCUUUGGAUGUGUUAUUCCCUUGGGUCGUGGAUAUAAGGAACUUGGUUUUUAAGUCGGUGUGUUAGUUUUCUGCAGUUAGCUGUUUAAUAAAGACUUUAAACAUGGUGUCAGGAGAAAACUAAAGCAAAAUCCAUGAUGAGCGAUCAAGAGAAUCAAGCCUCAACGACAAGCUCGACUUCAGGAACUACUCUCUCCUCCGCAGAUCGGCUCCAGCAUCGUUCCCCGCGCGCUCUCUUUUUCUUUCUCCCCAGCCUCCCCACAACACAAAGAGGCCUCUGCGGAGGAGAAAGCUGGGACUACAAAUACAGUGCCGGUAGCAAGCGCAUCAAGUCAACCGUCGAUAUCUUCUUUAUCCGGGUCUUUACCGAGUGGAAUACCGAUGCCCAAACCUUUAAAGCUAGACAACGUUGCAGUUAACUGGAAGAAAUUUAAAAGAGCUUGAGAUAAUUACGCUGUAGUUGUGAGGCUCCAGCGAUUUGGAGAAGAGUACGAGACAGCGACAUUUCUUUCUGCGAUCGGUGCUUGAAAUUUACGAAGGCAUGACUUUGGAACCUCCUGAAAGUUCGAAAAUGCUCAACUCUGUUGUUCCGAAAUUCGAAGAAUUCUGCAUCGGCAGACUAAUGAAACGUUCGAGCGCUAUGUGUUUGACUCCAGGUCACAGAAAGAAGUCAAAAGUAUCGAUCACUUCGUCUCAUCGCUAAAAAGUGGCCAAAUCGUGUAAUUUCUGUUCAGGUUUACAAGAUUCACUAUUACGCGAUAGGAUUGUGUUUGGUCUCAAAGAGCCCCCUCUGAGAAAGAAGCUACUGCAAGAGAGGCAUCUCACCCUAGAAAAAGCGAUCGACAAUCGUAAAAGCGGAGAUUCAACAGCUCAGCAUUUAAAGGAUCUCGCGGAAGCAUGGGAUACAAGUGAGAUACACGCUUUGAAACAGCGCCACGAAAGGAAACCAGGAGUGCGUAGCUCAAAAGGUGCGGAGGAACUCACCAGCUCAAACGGGGAAAAUGCCCUGCUUAUGGCAAAACAUGCGGAAAGUGUGGAAAGAGCGAUCAUCUUGCGAAAGUUUGCAUGCAGCGUGGACGAGAGAAAAAGCUUGGCCCCCGCAGACCAGUUAACAGUGUUUGGGGAGUAUUCUAGCGACUCCGGCGAAUCCCUGUUUACGUUUCGAUUAGCUCCGGGAGUUGAGUCAGUGCACGCUGUACAGACUACCGUUCCUUCUAAGAUCAAUACAGCAAUGAAGAUUAAGGGUGGACCGGCAAUUGGUUUCCAAGUCGACACCGGGGUGACAUGCGAUGUUCUUAAGUUGAGUGCGAUCAAGGAAACAUAAUAUGUGAACGCAAUCAGCCAACCAAUAAAGUCCUCUAGAUGUACAAUGCCCCUACCCUCAGACCACUUGGAAAGUGUAAGGGUUCAACUGACAAACCCCGUGGAUCAGAGGAAGCUCAAAGUGACCUUCACCAUCGUCAAAGAUGAGCCCUGUGUCAACCUGAUCGAGAGCAGGACCGUCCAGCAGAUGCAGUUAAUCACCGUCAGGAAUGACGAGAUUAAGUCUCCGUGUCCCAAGACAGCUGAUCACGCGUCCAAAGCAAACUUGAAUGCGGCAAGUACCCAAACGUUCAAAGGGAUUAAUCUUGAACAAAUUUGCUCUGAGUUCGAAGAUGUCUUCGAAGGUCUUGGUGAUCUUGGAAACCCGUUGCAGCUCUUAGUCGAUAAAGAUGUUAGGCCCGUUCAGCAGCAAGGGAGAACAGUUCCCGAGGUCAUGAGAAAGCCACUGAAAGAGUACCUUGAUGAUCUUGAAGCUAAAGGUGUCAUAGAGAAAUUGGAGAGACCUACUGAAUGGGUGAACUCUGUUAUGAUUGCAAGGGAAGCUGACGGCAAGCUCCGCCUUUUCCUGGACCCCAAGUCUUUGAAGAGAUGCCAUUAAAUAGAUGUCAUUUUCCAAUGCAAGUGAUUGAGGACACUCUACCAGAAUUGGGCAAAGCGAAAAUUUUUACAUAAGUACAUUGGAAGGAUGGUUACUGGCAGAUAAAGCUUACAGAAGAGACUUCUUUGCUCACAACGUUUGCCACACCUUUUGGCCGAUGCAAAUGGAAUCGAACGCCGCUUGGAGUUUCGUCCCCCGGUGAGAUAUUCCAACAAGCCUAUAUGAAGCAGUUGAAGGCCUGGAUGGAGUGUAUACGAUAGCAGAUGACAUCCUUGUAACUGGUACUGGAGACACGAUGCAGGAGGCGAUAGUUGAUGACGAUCGCAAGAUUAAAAAGCUUUUGGAGAGAUGCCGUAAGGGUAGCAUUAAGCUAAACGAACGUAAGGUGCCUUUUAAGCAAACAGAGGUACCCUACAUUGGCCAUUUACUAACCUCAAAAGGAGUGAAAGGAGACCUGUCCAGAAUUGAUGCACUACUUGUGUCUGGUGUUCAGCGCAUUAUGGGGACCUUGAAUUACCUGGCAAAGUUCCUGCCGAGACUGUCCGAAGUCUCAGAGCCUCUCAGGCUGCUAACAAGAAGAAAUCCAUGACAGAGCAUUUGAUAGGAUCAAGGAGAUGGUGACAGCUCCACCGGUGCUGAAGUACUGUGAGCGAGAGAAGGAUCUAGUCAUUCAGUGUGAUGCAAGUGAUGGGGGUAUUGGAGCCGCACUAGUCCAGGAUGGUAGACCGGUAGCAUAUGCAGCAGAGCCCUUCCGGCUGAAAAGAACUAUGCUCGGAUAGAAAAGGAGCUUCUUGCUAUUGUGUUUGCAACUGAAAGGUUUCACCAGUACACCUAUGGGAGGCAGGUGAUUGUUGAGUCAGACCAUAAGCCUUCGAGACGAUAUUUACCAAGCCACUGGUGUCUGCCCCAAAGAGGUUUCAGAAAAUGAACUUGAGAUUGCAGCGCUACGAUCUAGACGUGCGAUACAAGAAGGGAAAAGAGCUGUACCUUUCAGAUACCCUAAGUCGGCAUUUUUCAAGUUGACAGAAACCACUAGAGAGCACAGGGAGCAUGUCCUGUUAACCAGAUCAGCCUUUGAGGUGGGAAUUUAAGUUGAGCAAGACAUUCAAGAAAUAAUGAAUGAGCUAGUGAAUGAGCCACUCCUAGUGAAUCCGCUCCUAGUGAAUGAGCGCGAGGCAGAAAUGUUCCGCGUAGGGACUAAGAAUGAUGACGACUUCAAGCUGUGAUGGUUGUAGUGCGGUCUGGGUGGCCAGCGGACAAGAGACAGUUAACUCCAGCAGUGGCGAUGUACUACGACAUCCGUGAUGAAUUAGUGAUCUUAGAUGGAUUGUUCUUUAGAGAAGACAGGCUCAUAAUCCCCAAGACCCUUCGGAAGCGCAUGCUCCAGGCACCACACUCUGGUCAUCAAAGGAUAGAAUCGACCCUAAGACGCCCAGAGAAAGGAUUUACUGGCCAAACAUGAAGAGUGAUGUAAAAUAUUUUACUUCCAGGUGCGAAACACGUACGACAUAUGGUUCCAGACAGCAGAAGGAGACACUUAUAAGUCAUGAUGUUCCCGAUCGCCGUUGGGCGAAAUUUCAAUAGACCUGUUUGAGUUAAACCACAAGAGUUACAUGUUGACAUCCAGUAGAUUACUUUUCGAGUUUCGUCGAAGUUGACAGGUUGUAUGACCCGAAAGUCUCUACUGUGAUUGAGAAGCUGAAGGCGAACAUUGCUCGAUAUGGCAUUCCUGACGAAGUGGUAUCAGACUGUGGUUCACAGUACACUAGUCGAGAAUUUAAAGCCUUCACCAGGGAGUACGGAUUCAAACACGUGACCACGAGUCCAGGCCAUCAUCAAUCUAAUGACCACGCGGAGUCUGCCGUCAAGGAGGCACAGAAAAUCCUCAAAAAAUCAGGAGAAUCCAGUAGUGAUCCCUACCUGGCGCUGUUGGCUCAUCGUAACACCCCACAGGAAGUAUUUGGUAGCCAGCCCUGCCCAGCGUAUGCUAAGUAGAAGAACAAAGACAAAUAUCCCUUUUUCUAGUAACUUAUUGAGACCUAAUUUAGCUAAGGGAACUCAAGAGAAAGAUAGGUUGCGGAAAUUGAAGUACAUCAGCAAAGGCCCUGUCUGAUCUUCAAACGAAUGAUGUUGUUCCGAUGCAACCCUUUUCGCUAAAUGAGAAAAAGUGGAAAAAGGCGAAGGUUGUGAAACCACUUGAGAGAAGAUCCUUUGUGGUGGAAUCGGGUGGUCCGCUCUAUAUCAGAAAUCGGGGAUACCUGAAACGUUCUGCGGAAGCUGAUAGCCCACUAGCUGAGGAAAGCCAACGUCCUUGGAGUCCGAUGAUCAGCCAGCUGUGGAACGGAUGGCAACAACCAGUAUUAACCAACCCCCUGUCUACCACUGUGGUGAGCGAGGACCAGGCCCCUACAGGGAACAAUGAUCAAUCAAGCAGAACAACACACCCAAUAGUCAUGCCCUCCAGCCAACAAGCGUCGCCUAAGGGUAGUGAGAGCCAAGUCCGUACGAGAAGUGGGAGACUGGUCAGGCCACCUAAUCAUUUAAAGAACUGUGUCGCUUUAAAAGGGACAAACAAGUGACGUUUAAGAACUGCAAGCGCAUAGAGGAACUGAUUGACAUUGUAUUUCUGUUGUUUUGUUUUGAUUUGAUUGUUUUUUCUUUUUUUUUGUUUUUGUUUUUGUUUUUUUUGUUUUUUUAGGGAAGAUGCUACGAUAUGCAACUUGUGAUAAAAUCCUUACGAUAUUUAAAUUUGUAAAAGAAUCUUUGCCAUGUGUUAUUCCCUUGGGUUGUGGAUAUAAAGAAGUUGGUUUUUAAGUCGAUGUGUUAGUUUUCUACCGUUAGCUGUUUUAUAAAGACUUUAAAAACAUACAACACGUCCUUGAUGUUUUAUUGUAUUUGACUCAAAUUGUCAAUCAAUAUACUGCGUUUUUUUUAUAGAGAGAAUGUCAGACUGCACUUCAUAUUGCUGUAUACAACGAAGAUGAGGACAUGGUGAAUUGUCUUCUCGACCAUGGUGCCAAAUACGAUAUACCGGACAAAGUAAGUUAAAGAUAAUUUGUUGAAGUUAGGUUAUAACACUUUUGUUUUCUAGAAAGAAAGUUGCCUGAAGACAAGUUUUGUGCUUCGUUUGUCCGAGUACUCUCAGAUGGUGCUUCGUAGACGGAACCCUCUACAUGCAGUUAAUUAAAUAUUAUUUACUGCGCUUUAAAAUUUACCCUCUCUGUCGCUACAAAAGAAUAUAUUACCCGCGCCCAAUUGAACAGUUAAACAGUUGAUCGGGAAGGAAUGGAACGUGCCUGUACCGAAAUAUCACGUGUACAACUUUAAACCUUUUGACUAUGUCCAGUUUUAACCACUUGAAGUAAUUCAUCGGCAAACUUGCCAUGUCUCAUUUCCAAAGCAACAGUCUACGGUCUGUUGACGGAGACGGGAAUUUUUUUCGCAGUUAAACCAAUGUAAGACGAAUCAGUCUCCUCAAAGUAUUAAAAGGUAGUUUUGCGAUACUGAAUUAAUAUUGAACCAGUUUUGAUCCGGUCCUCUACUGGCACAAUGGUGGAUCUGAGAUGUUGCUCCUUUAAAAUCAUGACUUCAUCAACUCACAUGGACUUAACUUGCUAAACAUUGUUAUUCUUGUUCGUAGAUGCCAUAUACGCUAGGUCCCGAUGCUCUAAUACAUUUAGAAUUAUAACUUUGUCGACUGGGUUGGUUAUCAAGCUUGUUUUAUUUUUUUUCCUUGCUCUGUUUGGUUGAAUCUCUAAUGAGUAAAGAUAAACGACUUCCUCUUUGUUACUUUUAGGACGGAGUGACAGUUGAACAACUUGCCUCAACUAUGGGAAAAACAGAAAUUAUAGAGAAGCUUCAGAAUAUAACAUUAGCAAGACCCGUUAUAGUUGCACCGGAAGUAAGUACAAUGAGUGCAAAACCUUAACAAAUCCUCUGUUAAAGUAGUUCUCCUGUAAAAAGACACUGAUAUAAGUCUUUCAAAAAGAUUUCUGUAGCCGGUCAUGUCAUUUCAGUCUUGGGUGCGUGUGGUGGACUCUAGAGUUAGUAGUAGUAUGGAAACUGAUCAGGCUGCUUCAUCGCUUUCUUGGCUGUAUAUUCAGGUGGUGUUUGUAAGAGCCACAAAGCCUGGUUAUGUUGAAUCAAGAAAUCAUAAACUCAGUACAAAUCACAAUCAGCUACUAUAAUUACGUUUAUUUUCCGCGCCUGCUAUUAAAGCCCCUUUUAUGUCAAAAAAUAACUAAACAAGUUAUAACCUAGGUUUCAAAAAUUUUUAUACGAUAAUUUGAACGCAAACUGUUUUACAGACAUCUGAUCUCUUUAACGUAGAACGUUGCUGAGUCACUUUUGCAAGCCGUCAGAUCUGAAGACGUGAAAGCAGUCUCGGACCUCUUUGAUUUUGGAUUAUUGAAUGAAGAUGUACAUGAGGAGUGUAGAACGGUAUAGUUCAUUCCUUUUUACAGACAAGUUUAAAGUUUUUGCACGUUUGUUUUUGUUGCUGGAUACUUGUCAAUUUAACUUGACAGAAAACUUUAUAAUGAAAUGUUUUUUUUAAUUAUCAACAGGAAAAUGGUGAUACAUCUUUACACAUUGCAGCGAGGUUAAAAAAUAUUGAAAUUUGCCGGACGUUGAUAACUAGUGGAGCAAAAGCAGAUGAGAAAAACGUGAGUUUGUUAUACAUUUAGGACUACCCUUCCAUUUUGGCAGAUAAUGUUGUUCUCAGUCAAUAAGAAACGCUUAAUCGCGCACCUUUGUAAACCGCUGCCGGCAAAGACUAGGAAUUUGGCGGUUUUCAAUCAAACUCCUCUAAAUAGGUGAUACAAAUCAACACAAAUGUGCUUAGAAUACUGAGAGAAAAUAAUAACAAUAAUAAUAAUAAUAAUAAUAAUAAUAAUAAUGGUUUCCUAACAGAUCCACUGGGUGGGCUCAAUUACAAUUAAGAAUAAAUUAAAUUAAGUUAUUUACAAAUUACGCAAUAUACAAUUAAAAGUAGAAGUAGGAUUAACAGAAUCGAAAUUACAGUAAAACUAAUCACUCUGUACUCUGUUACAUAAAAAAUUUCUUGAACGUUUUAAAAAGUUUCUGUAAUCUUUACAGUUUCUAAUAGUUUCUGGUAGAUUUUUGAAUAGUUUGGAUGCAUUAUCUUGGAAAGUGCCGUUUUUGGUUGGGACCACUAAUCUAAUUGAAUUACUUGAGCGUAUUUCCUUGCGGCAUUCCUGUUUUAUUAUUUUAAGAUAAUCUGGCCAAGUCUCAGUGUUAUGCAAAGCUUUAAAACAUGAUUUCAGAAGGUUCGAAUCUCUUCUCUCAUUGAUUGGAAGCCAUCCGAUUUUAAGCACAUCCCGAAAGUUCUAACAUAGUGACCGAGUACAAAACUUGCGGCAGUAAAUUGAACUCGUUGCAAACGGCGAAGCAAGAAUUGUGGUAGAGGGUAAAAAACCAGAUCAGCAUAAUCUAGUUUUGACAAAAUCAAUGUUUCUGCUAGUUGCUUUAUAAGCUCAUAUUUGGCGAGAUAUUUCAGUUUUCUUAGUAUUGAUAGAGUGGCGUAGCAUCCAGAUAGCGUAUGCUUGAUGUGAUCGUCCCACUUAAGAUGUUGAUUGAUGUGAACUCCGAGCAGUUUGCAAAAUUUAAUACUUCUAGUUUAGAACCACUGACUGUGAUGUUAGGAUCAUACUCGUCAAGGUGAUGUACUCUGGACAUUUGCGGGGUGGAUGGGAUCAUAACCUUGCUGUCGUUGUUAAAGGCGAGGGUACUCUCCUCAGACCAGACAUUUGGUUUAUUAAUUGAUUGGUAGAUAGUGUUUCUAUAAUUAUUUAGGUCAGAUUUUUUGACAUGAUCGUAGAUUGUUUUAGAGGUUUAGGUGUCCUGAUGUGUUAUCCUUGAAAUAUUCUGGUUUUGUGAGGUAAUAAAAUAUAUCAUGAUCUUGGUUCCUUGGUUGUGAAGUGAAUGCAACUCAUUUGAUCUCUAAUGAAUUAAUCCCCCACAGGUUGAUGGGAAUACUGCCCUACAUAUAGCAGCUGAGCUAGGUGACAUAUCUCUUGCACGAUUCCUGAACAGUGUGAAGGCCAAGGCCAACGUGAUUAAUAAUGUAAGGUUUUAAAAUUUUCCUUUUAAUAAGAAAUGUUAUACGUUUCUCAACAAACAUGAGAGAGGAAGGAGAUGCUUAGGCCCAAAAUCUUGGACAGGCUAAUUAACAUUUAUAUCCUACGCCUCAGAGAAGUUGUAAGAGUAACUAUCAAACAAAAGAAACGUGAUUAUGACAGGCUGUUGUUUGUGAAAGUGAUAAUGAUCAAGAAAACUUAGGGGUCUGCAGCAGUUCCCAGGGAGCGGUUUGAAUGCAGUACUGUGUACUGAGGGCAAAUGAUUCAGAAAACGGAGACAUCUCAUUGCGACUUCAUCCCAAGUACGGAAUGAAUUGUAGUUAAGAUGGUUCGAACGCCUAGGACAACAUAUGCAAUAACUAGACAACAGUAAAGGGGAGAGAAGUUGGAGAUCAAACAACAAAUGAAACUGAUUGGGAUUCUUUCCAUAAGGAUGACAACAGGAAAUGUUAAAAUACUGAUAUUUUCGCUGAUAGGACGGGGACACGCCCUUACACGUGGCGUGCAGGAAAAAACAUGUCAACAUUGUGGAAUUGCUAUUGGGAAAGUUCAAUGCUAACAUCAGUAUCACGAACAAGGUAGGCUGUGGUUAUCUGCAGUAAGUGAAGAGAUAUCAGAAGAUUCGAGAGUAAAAGUCUCUUGUCGUCAGACAAUAGAAGUGGUCUGCCUUAGACGGGCAUUGUGCCGGAACACUGCAUGCAUCGCUGUUAUUUGCAUUUCGCAGUGAUUAAAAGCUAAGAUAAAAUAUAAUAACAGCGUGAAAUGAUGAUAUGAAGUAAAUCAUAUCUACACUGCGGAAAUGAUACGAAUGAAAAAAUCGCAGCUAUAAAAUUUAAAAAGAUUAUGCAAUAGCGAAAAGAAGCGUGAAAAAGCGUUACAGCUACUGAGCCACUGAUGGUGGGAGCAGUUCCGAUCUCGUAUUUUCGUAAAAUGGUUAAAGUAUUACGAAAGCAACAAGCGAUCGAAAUCCGUCGAGAUUCUGAAUUAUUUCAGACUUCUUUUAGUAACAGGCCAUUUCCGAGUUACCGCAAGCGUUUGUUUCAAAGCGAAGUAUAGUGCGAGGCCAUCGAUAUGAAAAUGGCUUUUUAUUGUCUUGUAAAGAAAACUCCCUCUCAGCCAAGUAAGAUUUUGCACUAAGCCUCGUUUUGAUUGAGAGUUUUUGGAACUCAGAAAUGGUGGCCUAUUGCCUUGAAAAAACAAAUAAAAAAUAGAAAAAGUAAAAAUAAGGCUUAAUUAAAUCAUUGUACAAAGGAUAAAACACUAAUGAGCUAAGUUAAAUGAUGAAAGAUUAAACUAUUAAUACAAACAAAUGUAACGUAUAAAAAGUGUAAAGAGUUAAGGUUAAUGGGAGUCGGCAAAGGAACAAAACACAAAAAGACAAGACAAAAAAAGGUCCUUGACGUCCCCUGAAUUUUUGCAGCAGUGGGUUUACUGUGUUCAUAAUAUUUAUGGUCUGACCUGAUAUUUGCAGAAGGGAAACACACCUUUGUUUGUCGCAGUAAGGUCAAACUGCACACAAGCGAUCAAAGCCUUGCUAAACUCGUCACAGGCUGACCAAGAUGUGAGAUCUGGAAAAUCGGUGCGUACCCUUGACAGACAAACACCGCAUUAAUGCAUAUUAUGAUCAAGAGGAACUUCUCAUGGUAUUUUAAAAACAUUUAUUAAGAGUCGUGACAUGGAGUUAAGAAAGAACUCUCAAUUUUUCAAAUUAUCAUUCUUCGUUUAUAGUACUAAAUUACGAGACAGGUCAAGCUUUUAGCUCGCUUUACACAAGCUUAAACUGAUCUUUUGAAUGAAAAUAAUUGGAUGUUUCGUUCAAAAAAGUAAAGGAAUAAUUAGUUUAAAAAAUAAAUUGAAUGUAUAGCACAUUGAAAAUCCUAACUUGACGUAUACGAUUCAUCAUUAAUCAAGGAAGCACAUGUGCAGGUUACUGAAUAACAGAUUUGAUCUAUUUUCUAACUACUGCAAGUUCACUUAACAGGUCUGUAAACACUUUUUAAAUUGAUAAUUCUGAUUAAAUAACCAAAUCCAACUUUUUUUUUCUAUCUUAUUCUUCUUUUGUGGGGGUAACAAGUUUUACAGUGUAUCUAUUAACGUCACGUGUCAUCCUUGGUCAUAAAUUACAAUUCUGUUCUAAUGGAGGUGAAAGCAAUAGCCCAACUUUACACAAGAAAACUGAAUGCUUAAACUGUUGUGGUAGUUGUGAAAAUAGCCUGCAUAUUAUGGAAUAUUUAAAUCGAGGACAAUUUUUUUUUACGAGACCCUGACGUUUAACAGAAUCAAAGUGCUAUACUAUACCAAUGGGUAGCACAAGUGUUAUAAUCAAUGUAAUAUCUGAUUGCGUAAAGCUUAGCUACACUUUACAAGUUGCCAGCUUUCUUUUGAGUUGACUGAGAUAGCUUAACUUGUCGUUUAAUUUUUUAUUUCAAUGACAAUGUUAUGAAAUAGGCAAAUGGAGAUACAUUACUUCACAUCGCGGCUUACAACAAAGAUACAGAACUGGCCAAACUAUUGGUGCAGUGGGGAACUCCACCGGAUGAACAGAAUGUAAGUUAUUCAUCAUGGAACUAUUGUCAGCAGUAUAAGUGCUAAAUAUGGAAACAAAGAUGGAAAACUGAGAUUAUUAGGUUCCUAUUAAGCCCAACACAAAGUAAAACCCGCCUCUGUACGAAAGGACUCCAAAACUAUACAAUCGCCAUGUUUACGAAGGGAGUGGCAGCAAUUAGACCAAUAUAAAGAAAUCGUUUAUGAUGUCAGUUAAAACUUUAAUCGGAAUUUAUGAUCUCUUUUGUGUUUUUUUUUUUCAUGCGGAGACACGCUGUUUUAAAUAUUAGGCUUUUAGGGGCUUUCCUUAUUUUCCAAAAUUCAGCUAUUGGACGUAACAUAGAACAAAGAUUGUAAUCUUUUUUUUAAGAUGGUAAAAUUAGUCAGUUGAGAUUAAAAAAAAGGUAAUAUGAAGAAAGCUUGGUUAGUGUCAGGUUUACAUGAUUGCUGUGUGGGUAAAAGCUUCCAUAAGAAGAUCCACCAUAGCUGCAGCUUUUUUAUAUUUGUGUGCAUUUUACUUAAGCCAACUUAUCUUUGGUUUUUUUUUUCAAAUUUCCUUUUAUGCGAUGAUAAUGGAAAACCAAAUCUUUUGUUCUAGAUACGCUGGGUCGAUUUGGAAAAUUCGUCAAACAUGCUUAUAUGACUUCAUUCUUGUUUCUAGAUAAAAUGAAAAAUAACACACUUUGUAAUAAUUGCAAUUUCUCCUCAGUGUUCCUCGAAUAGCAUUAAGCAUGACUGAAGAUAUUGAGUUUUGAUAUCCAUUCAUGAUCAGUUUUAACCUAAGAAAGUAGAGCCUACUACGAGACCAAGCCCUUUCAAUACAUAAUCUGAGAAGUUGUCUUUUUUUUCCUUUUUAGAAUGUAGGAAGGACCCCAUUGCAUGUAGCUGCGCAAAAAGGGGACGAAGAAAUGGUGAAAUAUCUGCAAACUGUGAAAGCAAACCCCAACACUCUUGACAAUGUAAGUUAAGCUGGCCUUGUUAUCACCUCCUUAUCACCCUGUUUUGCAUAACUCUUCAAAAAUCACAACAUAAGACGACAAUAGGUCCAUUUACACGAGGAAAAAUAAGACGCAAACUAUCCCGUACAGACGGCACAUGAAGAAGAGACUUAGCACGCUUUUUAUCGAAGAACAGGUGUGAGGGGCUGUUGGUAUAAAGAGCCCUAGUUAGUAAGAAUGCGGCGUGUACGUACAGAUAGUUACAGUUUGCAGGAGUCUAUUUUUCAGGAAAAUGGGAGUAAGGCAAUUACCAUAAGGUGAAAGAGUGUAGUCAACAAUCUAUCGCUUAUGUCUACCCCAGCGUGAAAGUAAAGAGGGUGAAAGAUUACAUUACCUCAUUUGUUUGAUAUCCCAGAAUGUUAUUAUUUACAGUGCAAAGCAGUAAUUUUAUACUUCAUUUGUUUUUGUCUUUUUAGGAAGAAAUGACUCCUAUUCACGUAGCAGCGAUGGCUGGACAUCAUUCCAUUGUCUUGUUUUUUCUAGAAAAGUUUAAAGCGGAUCCUUCGGCAAGGAACAGGGUGACUGAAUAACUUAUUAUUACUGGCUCAUCUUUAGUUGCUAAGUUAUUGCAAUCUUUGCUAUAAAAACCUUUUUGACAAGAACUACGAGGCUGAGGCAUAACUCCAGCUGAAUUUCCUACCAUUUUGUACCAUUUGUGAUAGCAAGCAAUUUAAAAGAAGACAAUGGAAAAUAUAAUUAUCUGUUUGCUCAUUUUUAUUGAUUGUUAUUGAUAAUUGGCUUUUAAGAACUCCCAGGUCAAAGUUGGUUUCCAUGUACUUCCGUAUCUCGUGUCUAAAUUGUUUGUCCCCGUUUAGUUUCUGAACAGAAUUCAACUAUGGUAAUUUUAGUCAACUGUGACUUAAUUUGUCUCAUUUUAGGAUGGCAGUACUCUACUUCACCUAGCUUGUAAAGCGGGACAGAUGGACACCUCUAAUGUCCUCAUUAAGAAAGGCGCCCUUACACAAAUGCCAAAUAAGGUAAAGUAACAUGCCAAGAGUCUGAAGCCGGAGAAAGUUCUGAAAGAAGUUUGUGUGCUGUACGUCUCUCGGUCACUAUGACAGAAUUCAGGCAUUUGUAAUCUCUGGAUAGAAAUUAGAGAAGGCUGCUUGUAAGAGGUGGCUCUUAUUAGACAUCUUCCUUUGUUUUACCCCAACAGAUCAGUUGAAAGCUUUGUUAUAACUUAAUUUAAUUUCCCCCUACUUAAUAUUUCAGAGUGGAAGCUUGUGUAUCCAUGAAGCAGCUAGGAAAGGACAUGUAGGAUUAGUGAAAAUGUUGCUAGAAAAAGGUGUUCCUGUCAACAUAAAAAAUAAGGUAAUUCAAGGAUCUUCAAGUCUUUCUGUCAAAUCGCAACAGAAUGCAAACAGCUUGUAGUCGUCAUGUCACCUGAAUCACCUACGAGCCAUGAUCCUAUUUACAUAACCGACUUGCUCACUCGCUCGUACGCAUGUGACGUACUCAGGGGCGGAUCCAGGAUUUUUUUUAGGAGGGGGUGCACUCGUCUCUUGCUCUACUUCAACACCGAUAAGCCACAUAGUUUUUUUUUUGCGGAAUACCAGUUGUAUUAGAAAACCGCAGGUCAUCUCAGGGGGGGGGGUGCGCACCCCCUGCACCCUCCCCUAGAUCCGCCCCUGAUACUCAAUCGUGGGACAAUCCUGAAAGCUUGCAGUAAAAUAGCCGUCAGACGCCUUUGCACUCAACCCUCGCCAGUAAGUGACACUCGAUAUGCUUUGACUUAAGACUGCUAUCCCUGCCAAUGGUUAAAACACGCGUACGCGGAUGAGCCAUACAAAGUCUACAAAAGAUCGAAGUGUACCAGGAGAAUGAUAAAUAUGAGAAAUUCAGAGUAUCAUGCGAAUUUGCAAAGAAAUACUAGUAGACCCAAAAUAGCUCUCUUGUAACUGAUUACAGAGUCCUUUAAGAAAUUACGCUGAGCUUUGUAAAUUCAGUUUUCCGUUCCCACACUCUUUAAUUGAGUCCUCUUUCAUAAUGGAUUGAGUCAAUGACUUUUUUAAAGUUUCUUUUUUCUUUUCAUUGAUUUCUGUUUUUGUUUUGUUUCGUUUUUCGUUAACAUACCAAACAAUCUUGCAUUUAGAAAAGGUACACUCCUCUCCACCUGGCUGCUCUCAGUAAGAAACACCUUGUUGUACAGCUUCUAAUUGGGUAUGGUGCGGACAUCACAGUCGUUGGAGGCGUAGUAAGUAAAAUGAUGGUGAAAUCUGAAAAGUUUGAAGGUGUAGCUUACUGAAUUUAUUUUCCCCGUGUAACAUCGUUCGCUUGACUUGAAAGACGAAAAAAGAACUAGAACACAUUGUACAAACUGCAUGAAGGGAAGAUCCCUAAUUACUUAGCGUUAGAAGGGAAAGUUUAGGAUGCUAAAAGAAAAAAUUCUUGCAGCAAGGACAACUUGGGCAAAAAGCAGCGAAGAGAAGCAAGAAGCCAGAUCUUAGUGUUGAUCAAGAUCAUCAAUAUAUGAUAAACACUAUAAAUUAAAGGCAAGGCUGAAUGGACAGCUAUGAAUGAGUAAUUUAUUUGCCCAAUAUUUUGGUUAGGCAAAACUAACCUUCAAAUGAAUUGCCCAUUUAUACCUGUCCGAUCAGCCUCGUUCUUUAAUUUAUCGCCUUAGGAUGCCAGCUAUAAGAAAAUCUCUCUGUGAUUAACUAAGUAAAACUUGAAGCGUGAAGAAAUUUUUUGCAUCCCCGGUGCGCAGCUAUCAAAUUGAAAUGGUUAUCCCGUCAGACUCCUUUGUUAUUAUGUUUUUGUGGACCUGAAAGUAAAAAAAGAAUUCUAUCAUUUUGAUUGUGACCAAUAAAAACGUUUUAAUUUAUUCCGCAUCCCAGAAAACAAAGGUUGCGCACGUCAACAUAAACUGCAGCACUGUUGUUUUUAUCAUUGAUGUUUGCCGCUUUUCAUAACCAGUCUCCUCUAAUAACUAUGCUCAGAUGAAAAAGGGGUUUUACAACUUUAAUAUGAUCAGAGCGGUUGAUGUGCUCGUUUUAAAAUCCAAACUGAGACAUAAAUGGAUGGAGAGCAAGGGCUUUAUCCUCAGAGAAAAAAGUUGAAAAUGAAAGAAACGUUUCUAUUCUUAAACAUCCCUAUUUUCACAAAACUAACAAUUUUGCACUUUUUUAGGCCAACGAAACCCCACUUCAUAUGGCCUCCAAGGUCAAAGGUAGUGAAAAAGUCGUGGAUGUUUUGAUUAAAAGUGGAGCCGAUCCCGAUGCCGCAAAGCAGGUGAUUGAUUCCAAAUAGUAAUUAAAAGCAGUUGCACUUACCUGAUGUAAAAUGUUCAAUGUUUUUUUCCCAGAAUGGCGAAAGAGCACUUCAUUUGGCUGCAAGGUGCGGUAACUUCGAGGUAGUAAAACUGCUUCUGAGAGAGGACACAGAAGUGGCUCGUCGAACCAGGGUACGUAUAUAAAUACCAUCAUUUAGCAUGAGCAUUACAAACUAUUGUUAAGGAAUUUGUCACUUUGAUUGAAGCAUUUGUUUUGUGUUAGCAAUAGACAGACUCUUAGACUUCUCACGUAAUAUAAGUGAGAUUUUCGAGGUGACGUAAACGUACGUUGCUGGAGCCCAUACUUAAAGUUUCCCUUUUCUGUAGAGAAACGACUAUUCAAGUGAAAGCUUUGACUUCUUAAUGACUGUGGAUGAAAGUUACUCGAGGAUUCUGUACUUCCUGUGAUAUUUUUUGUUACACUGAAAAAGGUGGUUUUACUUUAAGCGUCCUGUCUGUAGAUGAAGUCCUAUCGUAUAGCUUUUAUAGGACGAGGCUAAAGUUUGAGCUUACUUCAGGUUCGGAUAGCCGACAUUUUGGUUGCUCUGAGCCAUUGAGUGAAGAGAAGUGAAGUGAAGUGUGUAAAUACAAACGAAAAUCACCCCUUAUUUGUGAGUCACCCUUAUGCUUUAUUACAAAGCACGCUAUACAACAUCCUUUAUGUAUUAAAGAGCUAAAAGAUAUUAGAUUUUGCUGAAAAUUGGUUUUGAAACUUGUAUGUUUACUCUUUGCAGACAGGCGAAACCCCAAUACAUCUCGCUUGUCAAAAUGGGCAUUACGAGAUAGUAAAGGCGCUAGUAGAGAAGGUUUUCCAAGUCAAGUCAAAAGCUCUAGCUCGUCUCAUCGUUAAUAUACCAAACGCAGUAAGUAUACGCCGUAUAUCACAUUCGUCAAAAGAUGCCAAGAAAACUAUUGAAAAUUGUGCUUGGUAUUUUUUGUUCUUUGUGUUUGGAAGAGAUUCAUAAAAUCAUAUCGUCAUUAUGUUUGGUUGGCUUUGGUUGCCUUCCUUUUUCUAACCCAAUCACUUUUACAUCUAGGCGGGAGAGACAGCUCUUCAUUUUGUGGCAGGAAUUGCUCCAAGUACAAAGUCAACCGAUGAGGAGGUGGUGAAUGUGGUUCAAAUUCUAUUGGAACAUAGUGCCAAUCUUGCCUUAACAACAUAUCAGGUAGCCAUGCGUUCGCGUUAGAGCUUCUUUCACAGCUGCCAAACGAGAUUACUGUCAUAAAUCCAAGCGAAAAUAAAACUUUCUUGAAAAAAGUAAGAAGUCGUCAAAUUAUGAAAUACUAGGGCUAAAAUCGCACGAUCAGUUUUGCUGAUGUUUUGGUCGAAGAAUGCCUCAUAUUCAGAACCACCUUAUACCCUCAAGUGUGUCUGUUUAGUCCUACCUUCUUUUGACAAUCUUGAUAUUAAAAAGUAUUUUACAGUUAUCGUGGAUCUUUUCAUCAUACCACUACUCAAUCUCUCCACCGCGUGCCAUCCGAGUCGCUUACAUUGGUAGCCUUGUAAAAAUCUUUAGAGUCACAGUGCUUGGCAAAGCGUGAUGAAUGUUUUACUUGUUCCAAAUAUCUGUGAUCUAUAUUUUAGCGUCUUUCUAUUUUUUCGUUUAGAAAAAAGAAACACCUCUUCAUUGGUGCGCCCGCUCAGGGAAUUAUCAAAUCAUGGAAGAGUUCUUUACUUCCGGCUACGUUCCAGAACAUGUCAAACUAAGCACCAUCAACAAGGCAUCUGAGGUAACUUGACGAGACGGCAGAGCUGACAUGAUUGACUGGCUUACUUGACGGCUAUGUAGAUGAUCCGAGAGUUUACUUUUGCAGCGCUAAUUCUUGUCCAGCCUGGUCAGAAUUACGAUGUGCUGGCGUUCGAAAACUUUCAGCUUCUGUGUAUCAUUCUGCCCCCUGAUUGAAGCAUUCGUAUCCGUCGCCCUAAUUUUAAAUUUCAUCUUGUAAAAUUAUAGCUGAGGAGGCCUAAUUAACAUAAGCUACAUGGUUUCUCUUAGGCCUCCUGACGUAAUUGUUUUCUCCACUGUUUGUGAUCUUUUCGGUUCGCAUUGCAAUAACAAUAUGGUGUGUGUGGCAAAUUAAAUGAAUAAAUAACAAAUCAAGAAAUGAAAGAAUAACGGACAGGUAGACUGAAUAGAGAAAUUUCCUGGUUCUGUUCUGAAUCUGACUGUCUAAUGAGGAAAGGCUUUGGUCAAUUUAUCCUGCUAUCCGGUCAACAAGUUACCUUGUAAUUUCUGAAUGUAGUGAAUGAGUGACUUCUGACAGGUGCAUAAAAGUGCACACGAUUUCGGUCAAAUCACUGACUGAAAACUACUGGGCUAAUAUUGAAGAAGCCCAAAAUGGAGCCCGAUGAUUUCUUCCCAGAUGUUCAGUAAUAGACUAACAGUUUUAGUUAUUUCAUAUUUGUAGCGUGGAGCCUCUCCGCUGAUGCUCGCUUCAGAGUGCGGUAUGUUGGAAGUCGUUCGAGUACUCCUUAGAUUCCACGCCAGAGUUGAUGUGUUCGAUGAGGUGAGGCUAAGUUAAAAUGCAAGUCGACAUUUUCCUCUUUUUCUAUUAAUGGGUUGGUCAUUUGAGUAUUUUCGACCCCUUUCUCUUUUAACAGUAUACAGUACAGGAUCAAGACCUUGAGAUAAGGGAGGAGUGGGAAGGGGGGUGGUGUCAAAAAAUUUUUUCCGCCCUUCGGGCCUCAGUUUGGUCUGAAAAUAAGGGGGACCCGGCCCCCCCCGGCCCCCUCUCCUGGAUCCGCCACUGCUAUAAAACCGUUAAAUUUAGGUUGUCAUAAGACAUGCGUGGAAGGAUAAAUGUUUGCCCGGCAGAAAGGCUGACAGGAUAGAUAGAUGGAUGGAUGGGGAUGGACAGAUGUGACAAUUAAAUCAACUAUAUUAAUUAUAAAAAUUAAAAAUUAUUUCUCUAUUAGUAGAAUGGAUAUUGAAUUUUUGGCUUUAGAUCUUUCAUGUUCAAGCACCUGCUUUGGAUAUUGCCCUUCCUUGUGCUUCAGAUAGUGAUCAAGCCCUAUUGUUGCAGUUUUGAAUGCUGUUUCUACAUCAAUCAGGCCCCUACCUCCAUCUUUUCUUGGGAUGUACAGCCUUUCCACAUCUGCUUUAGGAUGUAACAUCUUAUGUAUGUUCAGUAGUUUGCGUGUUUUUGUGUCAAUCUUCUUCAGUUCUGAGAUUUUCCAGUCAAUGAUGCCAAAGCUAUAUUGCACAACUGGGACUGCAAGACUAUUGAUAGCUUCUAUUUUUGUUUCUUCCAUUGAGCUCAGUUCUUAGGAUUAAUCUUACUCUCCUAUUAUCACUUUUCUUAUCUUCUCUUUCAUUUUGCUAUGAAAAUUUGAGGCCAGUUUACCUUUCAUGAAACUGGCUUUGGUACAUUCUCAAAGUCCGAAUUCCAUACCAAUAUCAUCUCUGAAUUGUUUCACUAUUUUCAGUUCUCCAACUUGUUCUUGCUCGUUCUUGCUCGUUCUUGCUAUACAGUGACUUGAUUUGAUCUGAGUUCAUUCUUUGUGAUAUGGGUGUAGCUUCUUUCAGUUAAAAUCGAUGUGAGCACCUUGUAGGAUGUUGAUAAACAGGCAAUUGGUCUAUAGUUUUGGGGUUCUCUGUGUCUUUGUUCUUUGGUAGUAAAUAUGUUUGUGCUGUAGUGAACCAAUCAGGCAGAUUUUCUGGGUUUUCUAUUGCUUGGUUAUAUGCAUUCAGUAGGUGUUGAUGUCACUGUCAGGGCAAUUGUUUGAGUUAUUGUUAUAGUUAAUUGUAUUUUAACAUUGUAUUUACUAGUAUUAAUUUUCUUUCUAUAAAUAUAAUUUAAAUAUUUCAUUGUAAGGCGCAUUUGAAAACCUUUUUGCAUUUGCGCGGUAAAAAUGAAUAUAUUAUUAUUAUUAUUAUUAUUAUUAUUAUUAUUAUUGUUAUUAUUAUUAUUAUUAUUAUUAUUAUUAUUAUUAUUAUUAUUAUUAUUAUUAUUAUUAUUAUUAAAUGGAGAAAUGGAUGCUAGGACUAUUUGAUCAAGACCUACACGGACACGAGGCAGUAACAAAUAAUUCCUCGCCUUGGUCACUCUGAACGCCUUUAUAAUAUCACUGUUCUAUCGACCAUCAUUGUAUGUGUCUUAUUACGCUCCUGGUAAAUUUUUACCGGACUUUUAAGAAGUCUGAUUGGCUACUUUAGAAACUUCUUAGUAUCAAUAUUUCUGUUUAUCAUAGGUGGGCGGCACGGCGCUUCAUUACGCAGCCUCCAAAGGUCACGUGGAGGUAGCACGUGCACUUCUCAAUAACCGAGCUUACGUCAACGGAAGAACCAAGGUUUGUAAGGAAAGUUCUAGUUGUAAAGACAAUAAGGGGACAAUCAAACAGAAAUAAGAGGGGUUUUUGCAGUUUUACUUACUAUGGAACAACAGGAGACUAAAAUUACCAUAAAUUAAACUCCCUCUGAUUUUUACCGCCAACUCCUUAACUUCGGAUCAACUUUUCCAAGAACGGGAAGUGCUGGCUUAUAGCUUUAAACAUCCGAAUGUCGACUGUACUUUAUUUUAUCCACACUCAUUUAAACAUUAGCCUAAGAUACACCGCAUAGUUAAACAAGAAUUUUGGUAAUAACCUGUCAUCAUUCUCAGAGGCCCUGCCAGAGUAAAUUCCGACACGUGACAUGAGCCUAAAAGUACUGACGGCUCGUAAGUUGAAAUGGCGACAGAAUACGACCUUUCUCUUCAAAAUCAGCGGAAAGAAUGGUGGUCUGGCAGUAUUUUGUCACAAUCGAGAGUUUACAAAACGUAAUAACCACCAGACCACUGCGCCUCCACUAUCUUUACCAGGUUAUCCAGUUUAAAAAUGGUUGCCACGCAUGGGUAUUAAACGAUAACUGAACACCUUUAGAGCUGCAAGUGUUUAUGACGAACAGCUAAAACUUAGGACCAGAGGUCUUCCAUCACUCUGUGUUUUUCAGUAGUUACCUCCAUAACUUCUAUGAGGGUUCCCAUCUAUAUCAUCUAUUUUAAAGUACUAAAAGGUAAAAAAUUAGUAUUAAUUUUGGUUGACCAAAAUAUAUUAAAUGAAAACAACUCAGGGUUAGGCGCGCUCACCAGCCACUGUUGGGGAAUGAGCUUGCCAGCCAGACCCGAGAGAGUGGCGGAAUCGAGCCUAACAAUUGGUAGAAUUCCCAGCAAUAAACAGAAAAACAUCUAGCCAACGGAUAAUACAAUCAAAUCAACUGAACACACUGAAAAAACAGGAAUAAUUCGUUUUGUAGUGCACCAGUUUCUUAUACUAACAGUAAUAAUGCUAACGAUAGUGACACGAAUAGCAAGACCCAACAAUGGGCUCAUGCUGCACCAAGGUAAAGGAAAAAGAAAACGAGUUGUUUUCAGUACGCACGCGCACCACAGUCGUAUCACCCGCACGCUGAGUGGCAGCUGUCAUUCAGUCUAAAUAGGAGUCGUUAGCAAGAUAUUAUUUAACAGUCAGUGUUUAGUCCUGAAUAGCUAGCUGCCACAAUUGUUUUGUGGAAGGGUUUUCAAAUGCUUAAGUAACAAUAGCUGUAUUAGUAAGAAAGUAAAAAUAAGUAUAAUUGCACUUAACUAACUCUCAUGUAACUUGUAACAUAACGCUCUGACGGAAACCUAAUGCUAAGAUAACAACUCAAAGCUCUGCACAAAAGAAAAAUUGUUUAAAAUGCAGAAAGUAACUUUGAUAACUUUCAACCGAACUCAGACAUUUAAAGAUCUUUACGUUACAAGAUUCAUCAAGACGACUUCUGACAGAACCAUCAUUGAAGAGUUGAAAACUUUUGACUAUGAAGACGUUCGCACCCAUUCGUGGAGUUAAUUCGCUUUAUAAACUUUGUUAAUUUGACUGCAUGUCUGCGUCUGCUUAAUAUUCUAUUUGCAGCCAAACGUCCGAAGCUCCGCCGAUAAAACAGGUCGAGGCAAAGAUGACGACGAUGAUGAUAAUUCACCUGUAAGCCUGCCUUAGGAACUGGCUCAAUAAAUAUUUAAUAUAAUAUCAUUUAACAUUUCAUAAAAAUAAUAAUUUACUCAACUCUAAGUUAAACAUCAUAAAUGUCUUUUAAACAAUUUUGCGCCAACUGCAAGGCUCCAAGGUAAAUAGAUAAAAACCUCAAUAAGAGACUAAUUCUUUUAAAGUAGCCGAACAAUCACUGGAACUUCAGUUACUGUUAGUAAUUAAUCACCAGUUUGAUUGUAUAUUUUUACCAUUUUGCACCUUUAUUGUUAGCUAUUAAGAACAUUUGUUCGUUGUAACUUAAUUCACUUUUUAAGUUCUAAUUUACUGUUCUAGUCACUUGUGCCUUUGUUUUGUUAGAAAUGAGUUUUAUCCUUUGCAGUCACCAACUGACAUUCACUCUUGUCUGUUACUAACGACAAAUUACUUAAAGUCACUAAUAAAGCAAAACGCGAAACGCGCUCUUACUAUUUUCACGCUCAUAUUUUAACGGGUUGCCGCUUGUAAAAAUAUGUAACUUCUUUUUACUUUCAAACAUGAAAUGCGCCAAUUCGUCGCACUUCAUAAACCAUACCACUUUUAACCGAUUUCUGUGGGUUCUCAGUUUUCUUUGCACUGUUUUGUUUUCACUGCACCUUAAGUAUGAGAUUCUUUUCUCUUAAGGGUUUGCUUCUUUUUUUUUCUCAGAUCGGCCGGACACCACUUCAUAUCGCAGCUGACAAAGGUCAUGCAGACUUCGUACGUGUUCUUGUCACCAAGUACAACGCUAUAGUCGACCUAGUUACUGUGGUACGUUUAGUAUAUAUAGCAAUUAAAGACGGACGAUUUUUUCAACUAUCAGCAUUAAUUCUUCCUUAGACUCGUAUUAGACGUAAAUAUAAUAAGAGGAUCAGAUAAUUUUCCCUCUCAUUUUUGCGACUACUGGUCUUAGUUUCAUUCAAACCAAAUUCAUGAGUUUCCCAAAGUCCUCUUUAUGUGGCAUUACCCAUGCAUGAUGAUUAAGAAAUAAAGAUGUCACUUACAGUGGAACUUUCUUUUUCUUUUCUGCUGUUUCGUGAACUUUGCCUGGUGGUCAGCCCCCGUCUGAGCAAUUUUCAAUGGUUUUGGUAUCUCAAGAUCAAAAGGUUAUAAUACUGGGUGAAGAUACUCUUCGCUUGUCACCGCAACUGACAGACACAUCGUAACCUUUUUUUUUAUUAUUUUUAAGUGACAUGUUGUUUAUUUAUUAAAGGAUAAAAAGACUCCCCUACAUUUAGCUUCAGAGAGCGGUAGGACUGACGUUUGUAGGGUUCUUCUGGAUCUUAGAGCUGAUGCUAGUGUCGGAGACAGUGUAAGUAUGACUCAUGGAUCUCCCUUCCCACCAUGAGAUAUGUUGAGCCUUGUUAAGAAGGGCUUGGGCUUUGCUCUGAAAAUGGAGAAAUAGGAAAAAUCCACGACAAAACAAACAAACAACAAAAGACGAAACUGAUGAAUGUAAGAAAUAUUACCCAUUCGUACAUGGCACUUUCAAAUUCUUAUAACAGCGUCGGUCACUUAGGUACCAGGCUAUAUUUAGUAUUGUUUCGAAAAGUUUCCAUUAGUGAAGGCCAUGAAGGUAGAUAUUCUGUGGAGUUUACAUCCUGAAGAGGAAUGUCCUUGCUUCAGUUUGGCUUCGACUUUUCUGAUCAUCAUUACUUUAUUUUGGGGACAAGGUUUGGCAAGAAAAGAAAAGGCUAUGAACUUGUAGCAUUUAAACGCGUAAGGUCAACUGGUACCCGUGCCUGUGCAAUUGUUGAAUGUAUAUUGUACUGAAUAGUUAUGUAUGUGUCUUCCAACAGGAAGACAUGAUCCCUGUACAUUACGCUGCCGCUAAGGAUCAUGAUGAAGUAGUGGAACUGUUUUUCAAAGUCCAGCCAAGCACUAUGACUCAAAUAAACGCGGUAAGCCGUACUGGGUUGGAUUUUAAACAAACAGUCAUUAACUACAUGCUUUGUCCAUACAGUAUUCACAGAGUUUAUAUCAAGUUAUAUCAAACUUGAUUUGAUUUCUCGAAGGAAAAAAAACCUGUAAUGAAUGCAAAUGUUAAAGACAAAGAUAAAAUCGUGAUUAAAAGCGUCUUUGAUUUUCUAACUGCCCAUCAGUAGAUCGUGUAUGUUCUGGCAGAAUUUUAUCCAUGGUCAAAUUUUGCUUUCCUUUGUUAUUGGCGGUGAUAAAACCUGAUUAUAAACUUACAGGUAGCAGUUCGUAUUACAAAUAAAUUUUCAGACAACCUACUAUCACUUUGUUUAUCUUGAUCGCGUGGUGAGUAAGAGGCCUUCACAAAUUAACUGAAUUAACUUCACGUACAUUUUGUCUAUAGCCAACCAGCUUAUAAUAAUAUCGUAAUGCAAGCCAAUGUUGGACUCCCAAGGCAAACAUACCUUACUCGUUAGAUUCGCUAAGAUCGUGACAUUUGUUCAACUCCGUAACCGUCCCUGAUAAGGCUUUAGAGAGGAAACUCCCAUCACAUAAAGUGGUUUUCAAGGAGGUCCUUUGACUAGGAUUAAAUAAUAUUAAAACUACUAACAACAAUCAAGUCUAAAAAACUAGUGGUUAUAAAGUUGAAAGGCUAAGAAGGCUAGACGACUAAAAAAGGCAAAAAAGUAAUAUUUAAGAUUUAACUAUUGAAAAAAACAAGGCUAAGGACUAAAAGGAUAAACUGAAAAUUUACAAACUACAAUAUUUGGUUGUUAAAAACUUUUUUAGGUCCCGUUUAAAAAUAUUGCAAGUAAUAGGUUUCCUUAAAAAAUUCAGAAGAGUUGACCUGUCACUAAUGUACCUAUAGUAAGUUGUUCUUUUGCCCCAUUCCUUUUUCGUUUUUGAAUUCUAGGUAAGUAACUGUUUCUUGUGUUAUGUCCAUGCAAGUCUCUUAAGGUUAUUGUAAAAGUCUCUAGGUGCUCUGGCAUUUCCCCUUCAAUAGCAUUUUGAACCGCUGAGCAUUGGUGAGCAAAACGUCGUCCAGCCGGAGGGAUCCAUUGUAGCGAAUUGAGUGCUUCGGAUGAUGAGAUCUUAUUAUCUCCUCCACAGUCUUAUAUCCAACCUGUUGCAAGUCCUAGCUGGGUUCUCUGACAUCACACUAGACGGCAAAACAGUCCGUAUUUUUUCGUAUUCAAGUACACGCGAGCAGUCAAACAAAAGGUCUGGAACGAGGCAUCAUUAACAUCAUCGAAAGAUUCCAAAAUACUCCAGGGAAUAGCGCUGCAAUGUCCUUUAUAAAUUGUUCUUUGCUGUAACGCUUGAAGGAUCUUACUCCUCUCACUUCAGGAGAGCUUUAAAGGUGCCGCCUUUCUUAAUGGCAAAAACAACGGAGUGAUCACUUGCUCUGAAUUCUUGAACUCCGUACGAAACAAAACGUUGUAGGUUGUUGACAAAAAUCAAAUCAAUAGCAGUGGAUGCACUGUUCUGUCAUACAAGUUGGACCUUUAAGUUGAGUAAAACCAUGUAGUCGUGUUGUUUGCAGUAAUUUCCUGGUGUAUUUACACGGCUUCGGAGAAAUGACAUUCGCGUUGAAGUCGCCCAUAAGGACCCAGUCCUUUUGUUCUUCAUCACUCAGUCUUUCAAGAAAUUCUCGUUCUAAUCCAGAUAUGAAUUUGUCCAGAUCCAUACUUGGGGCCUUAUACAUUACGGCGCAUAUUGUGUUUUUAGCCUGGUAGGGACAAAUCUCCACGUCCACCAUUUCCAGCGAGUCAGAUUCCAGAUCGGUUCUUCGUUAAUCUGCUACACAGCCGUUUUUAGUGUCGUUACGCAACGACGCUAAAAACGGCUGUGUAGCAGACUAGUUCUUCGUUUGCUAGGCCAUUUGUUCGUAACAAAUAAUGCGCAUCCACCACCCUUACGGUUUCUAUCUUUUCUGCAACAUGCAUAGCCAUCAGGACAUAUAUUACUGUCAGAUAUAGUGCUAUCUAAGUGCGAUUCGGUCACUCCAAGACGGUCCAAGUUCGCCCUCUCCAAUAAUACGUCCACAUCUGCACUGCAAGGUUACAAUAUUGAUACCAGCGAAUUUCAUUCCUCUCUUCUUUAACUUAGGAUUUUUUUAUCCUGCCUCUCGUGCCGUGCAUUAAAUCCUUUACGAGAGCAACAACCUGGUGUAUCAAAACCAGGAAAUAAGCAUUUUAAGCAUUGCCAAGCUUUCGUCAAUCGCAAAGUUGAUUACACCCUAACGCCUUCAUGCCAAUACACUUGGCGUGAAACCAUUGAUCGCAUAUAUCACACUGAAUGGCUUUCAGGGCCUUGCGACAACCCCUCGAGCAAACAAGACAAGGAUCUUUAACUGGUCCUGGGUUCUGUAGGAUGUCUCCCACCAAAAGGACUAUAUAGGUAGCGCAAAUCGAAACGUUCGCCAGGUUGAAACCAACAAGACACUUUAAAGAUGGCGAUACUCGUGCAUCACGAACAAAAUUCCGAGGCAUACCCUGUAAAUUAAUGUCGGUAAUCGACACCGUUUUUUCUUCAUGCGUAUUCCCUGCACCUGUUUAAAAUUCUUCUGUUCGCUUAACAUAUAAAUAUCGCCUUUUUUAAAAAAGAAGAAGAAUUUAAAAAGAGCGAGACGCUGUGUUCCAAUCAGUUGAUAUCGGCUACCCCUGAGAUUUACUCAUGUAUUUGUUGGACGGUGGAUACGUUUAUAAAAUGUUUGAGCGUACUAGGAGGACUUUUUCUAUCCCAUAUAAGUUACCGUUAUGCGAAAUUAUGUGAGCUUAUUAUCGUCACUGAUGUAAGAUUUUCUUUGAUUUCUUCAGGAGGGAUUGAACGUACUACAAAUUGCCGCCUCCAAAGGGAGCAUCAAAGUCGUCAGGAAACUGGUGGAACUUGACUUUGCAAAAUGUUCAGCUGAUAAGGUUUAGAUUCUUAUUCUUAAGACAACGAAAUGACAAGUCUGGUUUCUUUUAAAUUAGUUUAAUUACAAUAUAUGGUAAAAAAUUGAUGUAAUGUUUUCUGACCGUGAUCGCUCCAGAAUUCAAGAUGCUUUUUUAAUAAAACAAGUACAAGCCUACAACUUCUAUAUCGGCAAUUUUAACCAUCCUUGUGUGAAGUCUGUGAGCACUAAAAGAAACUACUGAAAUCUCUGAAUUCUCUUCAACUUAUGUCUUUCACGUUUGCGGAAAAGAUGCUAAGCAAAUUAGUCCCCAGUUGUUCCAAAGAUGGAUAGCGCUAUCCACCAGAUAAAUCACUAUAUCCAGUGGAUAAGUAUUAGGGAAACCAAUUGUGUUAUUCACUGGAUAGAGAUUUAUCCAUUGGAUAACAGCACUAAACCAACGAUUGAACAACUGGGGCCUGGGGCCAGUUAUAUAUUCAUUCAUUCCUUUUUUAUUCCCAGGGAGUUUUUUGCAAACCCCUUCUUCUAGCAGCUAGAGGUGGUCACAAGGAAAUGGUGGAGUUUUUGCUUGUGAAUGGUGCUUCACCUACUGAGGAAGACUCGGUAAGACUGAUUUCAUCAUACAUCAAAUAAAUACCAUUCCUCUAGUAUCAGGCUAAAAGGUUAAAAUGUGACGCGUAGUACUUAGUUAGACGACGACGCACUCUAUUCGCUUACACGCCACUGAGGGAUCGGCAAACUGAUGACGAGCUUGGCCAUUUUCCAACUUCGUUUUUCAGGCACUUUGCAAGCUGAUAAAAUCAGCAUAGAUAUGCCAAAAUAAAGAUGGCUAAUUUUCAACUCGAGGGUAUAGUAGGACGAAGAAAAUGUCAAGGACUAUGUAAGCGUAGGUUAUUUAAUUCAGAACGCAAGUUGCAACGGUAAACGAAGAUAAUUAAAACCCGGUUUGCUUAGCACUGCAGCCUAAGUAUAUUUUGAUAAUCGACUCAGUUUGGCCAUAUAGAUUCUGUACAUUUGACACACGUCCUGCAGACUACAGAGGUAAGCAAGAUCGUAAGCUUCCUGUGUGCUGAACAAACGAAAACGAUGAAUUACUUGUCCACUUUUUUGCCUAUAGGAAGGAAUGAGCGUACUGCAUUUAGCCGCCAAGUUUGGACAACUUAAGGUUAUUGACAUGCUAUGGGGAAAGACUCCUAUUGAACAAGUCAGUGUGAAGGUAAGGAUGAGGGAUGAAUGCAUUUGUAAGCGUUUACUUUUCACGGAGGUAGUUUUAAAAUUAAAUUGUAUUGUCAGCGUGGAGCAUGUCCGCAAAAGGUUUUUUUCCCUAUUUUUAAAGAAACUGUUUCUUUAUCCGUAAAUUUUACAAUAGAGUUUGUUCUAAAAACUGACGCGGAUUCAGUGCUUUGUCGCUUAUAACUUACGAUUCCGAGAUUACAGUUGUACCAAUCUCAAAGACAAAGGCUGUUUUAGCGGAAACCUGUUCGAAUUUACCUAUAAAAGCCCAUUUCUUGCGAAAAAUGCCAUGUUUGGUGAACACAAAAUAUAUUGUAGCUUGUGUACAGACGUCCGCCCUCCCUCAGGAAGGGGGCGUCUGUACACAGGCUAAAUAUAUUGAAAAGCGUUCAAUUGAAACUAGAUUUAUUUGUCUCGCUCAUCUCAGAAUGGAAUGACAGCUAUUCAUGUUGCCGCCUUAUUUGGUCAAACGGAUAUUGUUCAAGAAUUUCUCUCCAGAGCCCCUAAAUCGGCCACAUUUGUUAGCGAGGUAAGAAACUAACAAAGUUGUUCUGUUUAUUAAUGUGUUUAUAUGGAUACAUGUGGGAGGUCCUUUCUUUCAGACGGAUAUUUCACACCCAAAUGUUUAUCUUCUUUUUUUACAAGAAACCUGCUAAUGGAGAGGAACAGGAGGAGGAGGAAGAGGACGUAAGUAAACUUUCUGAAAGAAUGGAUAAUUCAUUUCAAGUUAUGUUGCCAGAAGAAGUCUAAUUAACUUUGUUCCGGUUAUUCAUGUCAUGUCAUGUCAUGUUAUGAUCCAGCUAAAGGAAGGGUAGUUUCUCAAGAAAAUCUAGUGUUUGGUAGAUGGGCGAGUGAAAUACAAAAAGUGCCAAGUGUAAAACUGCAAAAAUCUUAAGUUAAAUCUUACUCAACCUCGUUCCCAUGGUGCUCCGCUUCCACUUCUCCUACCCGGUAUCUUUUAAAUUGACACUUACCCGCCCCGAGAAUACACGAAUGCUUUUUAUCCAGCCUACUUAUUCUUGUUUUUCAUUUGAAAAUGUAGCUCCGCCCUCCGUAUAUAAACCAAACACAACCUGCAUUCUCCUGAUUCGCUCUAAUGAAGGGUUAGCGCUUAAAACGUCAGCUUUUCAAUCCCUCUACGGUGGUCAAUCAACACCGUAGAUAAAACCAUACCUUUGUAUUAUGAUUCGGUUAGCCGGUCAAGAUUAGCUGUGUUACAGUUAUUCUUUUGAUGACAUUUUUAUCUUUGCACAUUAUUGGAAAAAUCGUUUUUAUAGAUUCUUUCAUUUUCUGUUAGUAUGGUUUUACGCCACUUCACCUUUCUUCUCAAAAUGGUGACAAUACCUUGGUAAGAGUCCUUACUAACCAUCCUGGUGUACGGAUUGACGCUGUCACUUUAAAGAUGGUAAGUUGAGUGGAAAGAUCUAAAGCACAGUUAGAUGUCAUUGAUCUUGCUAUGAUAUCAUGCCAUAUAAGAAAAACAUGUAAAUCAGUCGAUAGUUGCUUUGUUUCUGAUAGUUCGUUUCACCUUGUCCUCAUCAAGCGGCGAUCAUGGUAUCGACUGCUGCUUUUAGCCUGCGUCGUAGGCAAAAUCUAUCCCCGGUUAGAAAUCGAUAAAUAAAUAAAAAAAAGACACUCACACGCCAGAGCAACUAGUUGCAAUGACUCUGUUUGGUUCCGCGUUUAGAAAAUACAUCACAUAGUGCUGUAAGUUUUUUUCCUUGAUCACUUACCCUUCGCUCGCAAAAAAUCCUACCUGAGAGCUUGGACGUUUUCGAUCGAAAUCACCACUCCUAUCCUCCCGUAAUUGAUGAAAUAUUGGCAUGUAAUGAUAAGGAUGAGGAGAUGACCCCGUUUAUCAAGGCACCCUUGAUAUUCCGCUAAAAUUUGUAAAACGGUUGUCCUUGUUUUGUUACCAGGGUCGUACAGCCCUCCAUGUAGCAGCCUUCGAAGGUCACAUUGAAGUAGCCAGCACUUUAAUAAGUAAAGCUACUUUAUUACUACACCAAGUGGAUAAAGACGGACGUACACCCCUGCACUUGGCUUCAGCCAAUGGACACAAAGAUCUGCUCACGAUCAUGAUUGGACAAGGCGCUGAAAUUGACGCCAAGGACAAUGUAAGUGAUACCAGCAAAGUAAGCCGUUUUUCCCCUAUGAUUCGCAAGAUUUUUGUCGCGUUUUACCUGAGAAAACUUAAAAAGUUAACUUUGUAAAGUUACCUUGAGGCAAGAAAGUGUCCAAAGACAGAAAAUGAUGAAAGCACCAAGCUAAUUAGAUGACUUGCAAACCACAGUUGCUUGUUUAAGUAUUGUAUCCUAUUGCGCUGUAACUGACAUCACCACACUUAGAAUGGCUUCCUUUGCUGCAUACAUGUAUAGCUAGCCUACGUGGCAAGCGUUAAAAGGGGAAGGAAGGGGAAGGGGGAAUUUGGGCGCGCAUAUAGCCGUUGCAUUUGCCAGCUCGACUUGUUUAUUAUCUUAGAACAAACGAGCCUGACUCACCAACACAGCUGUGUUUUUCUCCUGUUUAUCAGAUGGGCAACACCGCUCUUCACAUUGCCGCUGCAGCUGGCUAUCAAGCAGUAGUGAAACUGCUAAUGGAGUAUGGAGCUUCCCCGUUAAUCGAAAACGAGGUUUGCCUAAUGAUGUGGCCUUUCUUCGAGAUUACAUCUGCUCUGAGUGCUAAGAGAAAUCUCUUUGCCCCAAGAUUUCCAUCGUUCGCCUCUCCUUCAGAGUUUGUGUCCGUUCUUCGUAUUAUAAAUUGUAAAAUUUUCAAAGUGUCGCUCUAAAACAGCCCGUUAUAAAAAUUUGCAGGUUCUAAAAAAUGAGGACCUUAAGAGUAGAAUUGCAUCUGUAUCCAUAAUACUGGUGAGAAAAGAACUGAUUCAAAUACCUGCAUGAUACCGGUUCUUUAUCAUUUGUCAAAAAGUUCCUUUUCUUUUGCAAAUGUUUAAACUGACGUGUAUUUGAAUUUUUAUAAAAGAGAUACCAGCCAAAUUUCAAGUUGAUAAAGCGGACCAUGAGAAUCCAAGCUCCGUUUUGAGUUCUUUUGUUGUUCUUUUAGUCUGAAGAUGUGGCAAUCUGUAAUGCUGCUAAAGAACGUCAUAUUGAAGUGUUGGAUUUCCUGCUAACUCAAAAGCUUAAUCACGAGAGACUUUUGAGCAACAGAAAGGUAUACGUAAUGUCAACUAUUUAAAUCAUGUAAAGUAAUUUGCAACUGAAUAAAGUUAAAUUCUAACUUACGUUUACACUAACUAGUGCUUGAUUUGUAUUUAUUCUGUUUUUGUUGUUAUUUUUGUUGUACGCAGUUUUUGGUUGACCUUGUCACAUGUUCCCGCACGUGUAAUCAAAGGCCUUUGAUGAACUUUAUCCUAAGGUUAGUAUUAAAAAAACCAACUUAACGUUAAUAACAGAGUGUAACACACGACAGUUCUAAUAACCUAUAAACCUAUGGCCCUUGAAGAUCCUUGAAGUGUCUCGUAAUAUAUCAAACAUGAGAUGCAGUGUUUCAUCACCAGAUGAAACACCGAGAAGAGAGUUGAAAAUACGACGCGCAGCGGAGUAUUUUUGACGAACUUCGAGGUGUUUCAUCUGGUGAUGAAACACUGUGUCGAAUGUUUGAUAUUUCUUCUCAAACAAAAUCAUUUUUGAAGGAGAAAUUAAGGAUGCAAAUACUAAACAGUGUUUCAUCCGAUUUCCAAACACUCAUUAAACAUUAAUUUCCUUUGUAUUUUCUUAAUGAAUUAUUAAUGAGUUUGAGAAGAACUAAUCAAAGACACUUUCUAGAUCGAGUUGGUUUUUGAGGAGAGGGGGAAACCGGAGUACCCGAAAAAAACCUCUCGGAGCAGUAGCUGCACACUUCAACAAACAACAACCACAACAAUUAAUUAAAAGCGAGUGCUCUCGUCACUGAACCACCCGGUCUACCUCCUUGUUUCUAUAAAAACUCUUUCUGCCUACACUCCAUUGUGUGUCACUUUUGCUUUUGAUUCAGUGAGAAACCUCAUAGAGGGUUUUGUGUCUCACAAAAUAAGCUGCUCUCAAAAUUUGAUAGUAUCUUUGAUCGAAUUAAAGCUAAAUAAAUAAGAUUCAGACAGCAAACUUUUAAGCUAUCAAAUAAUUUGAAAAUCAAGGACCAUCCUCCUGUUAUAUCAAGCUAUAAGCUUCAUAAAACAUUAAAGCCAAUAAAAAGAAGAUAUUUGCCAACGUCAGGAAUAUAGAACAAGUAUUACAAGACGCCCAAAAUACCGGUCGUGUCUCUAAGCUCUUGUUUUUGCAAGAACCUCCUGGUGAACAAGCUCGUUUUGAUUACAAGGUUUUUGUGUAACGGAAAUACAGUGAAACCUCUAUUAACCCAUUCGCCCCUGAACCGCCCGUAACCGCCCGUGCGGAUCCAGGUCCUUUCUACCCUUUGUGACGUCAUCAGUUUUAACGGUCAAGGACAACUUUCUUCGCUAACUUGUGCAGAGUGAAGAGAUCUUUCAAACCAUACCAGAAUGAGCACAAUUCAGUCAAGGAAACAAAAACCACGAAAGGACCUGAAAAUCUCCAUGAAAAUCUUGUUCCAUUACCCACCUACCUUUUUCACCUAAUCCUAACAUCCUAACAGCUUUCCUAAAAACUUUCCCACCAAAAUGAAGCCUACUAAAUGCCCAGCAAGACAAAAAAAAAAUGAGGCAAGAAAAGCGAAAAAGAAGGAGGAGAGAAAGCGAAAAGUAAAAGUCAAGACUGCUGUGUCAUUUUAAACCCAACCCUCGAAAUUUUGUUAAACAUCUUUGCAUCUGGAUCAGAAGGCCGCCAAGUGUACGACCUGUAAGCCGGUUUGUGGUACGUUUUACCUCUUUAUAGCACGACAGUGACCAGAAAACCACUCGACUAGCUUCAAAACGCGUUUUCCGGCAAAAUCUCUAGGAGCGAAUGGGUUAAGCGGACACCUCUAUUUAGCGGACACUAAGCCUGGUCCCGAAACGAACAACUGCUAUUUCCCUUUAUAACGAACCCCUAUUCAGCGGACACCUCGUGGCUAAUUUCUCUUGUUAAACAUCUCUAUUAAGCGGACACCGGACUUAACUGACAAUAGUAGUAUUGGAUUACAUCCUUGAAAUACGCACUGAAGUCAGUUAAUGUUUUUGCAUUUACAAACAAAUUAAAGUUGGUAAUGAAGGGUAACGAACUUGAACUCUGGAUAGCUUCUUUAACAACAUGCAACUUUAUAACAGUACAGAGUAACCGUUGAAUGUUGAUCGUUAACAAAUAUUUGCGCAAUUUUUACAACCCUUAUUAAGCGGACGCUUGGGAAGGUCCCGAAGGUUUCACUGUACUUAAUUUAGAGUAGCAGUAGAUCAGGAAGAAAAAAGACUAAGCUCUUCAAAACACAUGCAACAACAGAAAAAUAUAAUUGAUAAUAAGUUAUAACAAACAAGUGUUUCCAGGUUUUCUUGGGCAAAACUAACAUUGAAACGGAAAAAAUAUGCCGGCAUAACUUUGACUAUCAUGUUUUAAAUUAUUUUCAUUCAUUCUCGUUAUGCGAGGGAGAGAGAGGUCGGCCGCUCUUUUUCUGUAACGGCAAGCAAAUAGCUUGCCUCUAAGAUUAAGAACUUCUAGUUUAUACAGACAUUUUCUGUCGUUUCAAGAGAGGUACACGCAGCUGCUGUUGUUUCAAAAAUUGUAGUUUUUAGACUUACUGGGGGAUUCUAUUUGUAUAUAUGUAGUUGCCAGCCUUAUCCACUUAUACUUAUCUAUGCUUAUAAUUUAUUGUAAGUUACACAAUUCCAUAGGUGAGGACCACAAGUUUAUUAGUGUCAGCUUUUUCCACUAUUACGAUCUCAGUAUUACGUGUCACUCUCGUUAAAUAAAGUCUGAUUGAUUGAUUGACUUUUAAUAUUAUAUUGUGUGAUGAAUUGGUUCAAUUCUUUGUGUUUUUGCUUGUUCCCAGUGCUCCCGCUCCAGUACACAUGUCGUCGUUCCUUUCGCGUCAUUACCGCAUCGAGAUUUCCAAAAACAAGGAGCUCGCAACUGACCUGGACAUGGCAAGCAGUUUCUGCGAGUCAAUGGCAAAAGACCUAAUAAGCAUAUCAUGCGUAGAGAAUUCUGGGGCAGUACUUAAUUCAAUUGAUGAAAGAAACGUGGCGUUUCUUGAUUUCCUCAUCGAAUGCGAGCUGAAGCAGUGCGUGUCACACCCAUUGGUCCAGCAGUACGUGUCGCAAAUCUGGUUUGGCGAGCUUAAGUGGGAAGACUGGAAACUAAUGUUAUUGUUUCUUGUUGCACUUCUCUUUCCACCUUUCUGGGUGUAUCUGUCUCUACCGUUCAAGAACAGACAUCGCCAGAUUCCCGUCAUAAGGUUCAUUUGUCGACUUAUUUCACACCUAUAUCUCAUUCUCCUUUUGUGUUUGACCGCAGUGGUUCCUUGGAAAUACUCAGGCACUAUGCUUGCUCCUCAUUGGUACGAUUACUUUCUUUAUAUUUGGAUCAUUGGGAUGCUGCUCGCGGAGAUCACCAGUGAGAAAGAACGAAGCGGACCUGGAUGGUUCCCCAUAAUUGUGAUCUUACUGGUGCUGGUCGCCGAGCUGCUAAGAAUCGUCGCCGUGGGCUUCGACAAGAAUCCCAGACUCGGCAUUGCGUUCGCGAGAAACCAAUUUCUUGGGGCAGCACUUAUGUUAAGCGUACUUCAACUUCUUGAAUUCCUGUCCAUUCAUCGUUUGUUUGGACCAUGGGGCGUCAUCAUUGGUCAUCUUAUUGUGGAUGUUGCCCGGUUUCUUCUAAUAUUUGUGAUUUUCUUCUCCAGCUUUUUGCUGCAGCUACUCGCAGUUCUUAAGGUAAAAUGUUACAUGAAAGUGAACCCUUUUGGGGAAAUUAUAGGGAUCAUUAACUUGACUCAAUCGAUUCAUGCCUCUACAGUCCAUUACUAUCGUCCAGUUUCUUCUGUUAAUCACUGAUUUCGUUUGAAUGGAAAUUUUAAAUUUGUUGUUUAGUAUUUCCAUUUAAACCCAGAGGGGUACUAAGGUGGGGUACAUAAGGAGUUUUAGGGUAAGGAUCUGCCUCUGGACAAACCUGGAACCCUAAGCCUGUACCCCUUAGUUGAACUGACUUUUGCUACCCUAUACUAGACUAAACUCCUAAAAUCCCACCCUAUGCUAGAGUUACUACUUUACAGAAACUACUGAGGUCACCUGCGAAGUCCAGCCAAAACAAAAGCUGAUUGAGUAGCGGGUAAAUCUAAAUUUGCCCAUUUUAUUUUCUGAGUGUCAAUUUCCGGUUUCCCUAGUUUAAACUAAAUCUGCAACCAAUUAAUACGGUUUCCUAAAAAAUUAUACCAUGUUCUAGACCCAAACGCUCUUCUUAUUUCGAUACCUUAUCCCACAAUAAAUAGCGUGCGUAGCAUGGUGGUUUUGCUUGGGCGCGCAAAGUAAUAAAGGUGGGCGAGGGCAGAGAAACCGCCAGGAGAUUGGGGCUUCGCCGCUACAAUUGUCCCUUUCGUAAACGGACGCUGUCUUUCUUAACUGUUAUAUCAAUAACAGAUCACCCUAGUCCUUUCCAUUAUUUUUAACGUAAAUUCAACUUCGGCUUCAACUUCUUAGACUAUUCAAAAACGUAUUAUUUGCCUUAUUGUAACUUAAUCCAGGGAAUAUAAUACAUCCAUCAGGAGUAAAAGCUUGGUUACCGAUGGUGGCAUAGACUGUUAAAAUGGUAGCGACCGUUUACGAAAAGGAAAUAGGCUUCGCCGCUCGUUCGCGUGCGCUUUGCGCGCGUUUUUGCCGCUUUGCCACUCAGUAGUUCUCCCGACAAAACCGCCAUGCUACCCAGGCUACACGAUAAAGUGCUUAAAGACCAUACUUUUCACAGUAGGGCAUGCCUGUAUUUCCCAUAAAGGGCAUUACCUCCUAGGCAAUGAACCAAUCAAUAAAUAAAUCAUUUCUUUUCCGGUCUUUUUUAUUAUUUUUAGCCCCUCGAUGAUCUCGAUGAAGAUGAUAACUCGUACAAAACAGUGAGCACGUCGCCAAGUUUCUUUAAAGUUGGUGAGCUUUUGUUCUUUGGUCUGUUCGGUCUGGCGACUCAAUCGUCCUUUUCUACUAACAGACCAUCACACAUCCGCAUAAUGACAAAGUUUGUGUUUGGCAUGUAUAAUGUCCUAAUUAUCAUUGUUCUCAUCAACCUUCUAAUCGCCAUGAUGAGUGAUACUUACCAGAGACUUCAAGAACAGUCUGACGUCGAGUGGAAGUUUGGACGAGCCAAGCUGAUUAGAAACAUGGAACGUGAAACGUCCAACCCAAUACCCAUCAAUCUCUUCUCUAAGCUGAUACACGUCUUCAAGAUUCUUUACAAAACUCGUUGUCGCUGCCGCAACGUAGAAAUCGCUUCCGAGGAAAGCAACCUUAAUGGUUCGACCAUUCCGAUGCAGCGAAGGCAAAAGAGCAAGAAUCCGACGGUGGAAGAUGGCGUUCUUGGGGAUGCGUCCACAAAGGAAUGGGAUCUAAUCUAUUCAGUAGUCGACUGGUUAACUAUUGCUGAUAAAUACUUGGACAGUAAGGGAGAAAUAGAGCCCAGGAAGAGAGGUAGAGGUCAAAAUCGGCGAGAGCGAAGACGAACGUUAAUGCCGACACCGAUAGCCCAGCGUCAAGGAAAAGAUAAUCGUGGGUUCCAGUAUAGUGAUGUAGCUGAUGCCACUAUCGUGAAAAUGAACGUUGUAAAUUCCCUGAGGGUUUAAACUUUGGCCGUGUUACUAGAACAAAGAAAACGAAAACAAAAAAACAUGCACCCACCGCGACAGAGGUGUGGAAAUCUGAACUCAAUAACAAGGAAUCUCAAAAGAUUUUGCUUCUUUUUUUAUAUAUAGAUUAUUGAUCAUUUGAAACCAUAGUUAUUAGAGGAGACUGGUUAUGAAAAGCGGCAAACGUCAAUGAUAAAAACAACAGUGCUGCAGUUUAUGUUCAAAGCACCGUGAAAGUGCACAAUCCUUUGUUUUCUGUUGGCAAAUUGUUACGGAAUAAAUUAAUGCAACGUU
Porites lobata is the source of this 44719-nucleotide messenger RNA. NCBI's taxonomy places the organism in Eukaryota, Metazoa, Cnidaria, Anthozoa, Scleractinia, Poritidae. The record is from the annotation of a GenBank genome assembly.